Messenger RNA from Pelobates cultripes (western spadefoot toad), 46356 nucleotides. Lineage: Eukaryota; Metazoa; Chordata; Amphibia; Anura; Pelobatidae. The record is from the annotation of a GenBank genome assembly.
ACUAGUGCAGUUUGUGCAGAGGAGGGUGGGGUCAGGCAAAUAGAGUCAACCAACAGGAAUAAGCUAUUUACCUGCUGCAAAGGUGGGUCUGUACUUUCAAUUCCUCCUGCGAACGAUCCUGAGGGAUUUAUCUGGUUUAUUUGAGCAGAGUGACUGGAUUGCUGUGGAAACAUGCCUUUGUAAAGGCAAUUUUCUUUUAUUAUUGCUAAGCGAGUAUUUUAGAACUAUACAUAUAUAUUAUACUUUCAAGAUGAAGAAAUCAAGCACGUUGAAUAAGCUUUUUGGAAAGAAAAAUUCAAAUAAUAAUAAUUCUCUGUAUGCUAACAACCCACCGUGGAUUUUGACGCAGGGAGCCAAGAAAGGUUCUGAUCCUUACUCAGGUAGGUGGAUGUGAGCUUUUGGGAAAGAGGACCAUUUUAAAUGCUUUAAUGGAACUUGGGAUUUAUGCACAGAACUGUGAAUUGACCUUUUUUAAUUUGCAAUUCCUUUGUCACAUUAACCAAGCAUAAAAUUGAGUUGGGGUAUAGUUUCCAAUUUGACUAUUUUGGACUAAAAUUAGAAAUUCACUAAAAUCUGAUAUUAUUUAUUUAUUUUAAAGCAUAACUUUGUAUAUAUAAUUUUGUUUUCCCUGUAAACAGUCAGCCAUUCUCCUUCUCCCAGUGUUCUUUAUAAUUGGACACCUGAACCACAUUUGUGAUUUCCUAGGAUAUAAUGCUCUCCUGAGAGCAGAGGGGUAAGAUCAAUAGGAUUAUUAGGAAAUGUUCUGACCAGAGUUUUUCUUGAAUGAACAGAUUCUCAGGGUUACACAGUUCACUGCUGAUUCUUUGAUGUCCUUCAACGAUUCCAUUAAACAUGAGACUUCUCAACUGCUGUUUGUCUUAGUUCUACAGUAAAAACAAACCUUGGAAACCUGCGACUCCAUUAAGGUUCUUUAAAUCCUGACCUGUUAGGGUUUCCAUGAGAACUACAUUUCCUUUUGGUAACCACAGUAGGUGAAUUGCUACAUAUAAGCCUCAUAAGAAUCUCUUGGUUUGCUUAACCCCUUAAGGACCAUACUUCUGGAAUAAAAGGGAAUCCUGACAUGUCACACAUGUCAUGUGUCCUUAAGGGGUUAAUUAAAUCUUAACUCACUGACUUGACUAUUUGGUAUGGUUUGAGGUGUGUGUUUUUUUUUUGUUUUUUGUUUUUUUUUGUUUGUUUUUUUAAUAUUGUGGUUUGACUGAAGAAUAUUUCAGCAUAAAUAGGGUUAAUCGUUUUUACUGAUAGGAAUUAAAAAAAAAAAAAAGCAAGAUCCUCUUUUGGUAACUUAGAAACUAAUAUUAGUUGGUUACCUUGUUUUGCAGACUUUGGGAAAAAGUUAAGGGUUAAAGUAGAUAAACUGGAAGCAAAGUGGAUUUGAACAUUUCUCCCUUUGAUAAACAACUCUGAAAGUGUUACAAUUCUGUCAGUCCAUAAAGCCCUUUCCAAGCACUAGUGUUUGUGUAUGGUUGGUUGUGAUCACGUCUCUCUUUUUAAAGUCUUUUUAUGGUACAUGUCUUCUGACUAUAAAAUGUUGAAACCAAAAUAUCCCUUACUUUUGUACCAAUUCUCGAAUUAUGUAUUAUCUUCAAUCCUUACCUUUUGUUGAUGUACUAUGCUGCUGAAAGUAUUGGCACAUUUUAGCUGUCACUGAACUACCAAAAUAAUUACAUUCUGUUUUGUGUGUGUGCGUGUUUGUAUAAAAAUAUGUAUGUGGGUGUAAAAUAAAUUAACUGUCUCUCUUUUUUUUAUUUAUUAUGUGUGCAUUGUGGUUUAUAAGUGUUUCUCUGCAAAGUGCUGUAUCAGUAGUACUAAAACCAACUAAUUUUCUUGUUUCUAUGGUUUUCAUAUUUAUUUGUUUUUCUCUUCCCCUUUUUUAUUUAUUUUCCUUCCUUCUAUAAAUUAUCUUCUGGAUCCAAGCUGUAAUCUAUUCUGGCAUUAUUGUACAACUUAAAAUCCAAAGAGAAAUGUUUAAGUAUUUCUGGUGUUUUUUUUUUUUCCAUGUUUUUAUUUGUAUUUGAUGCAUGUUUAGUAUUUCUGUGGUUUUCAUAAAACUGGAAAUAAAGGGAAAUGUACCAUUUUUGGUUAUUUGUCUAAAGUAAACCUUCUUUCUCCAUAUUAAUCUUUAAUUGGGUAUUACAGGAGGGGAAAAAAGGAAGUUCUCCAAUCACCAUAAACACUACAACUUGCUGUUGGGUAUUUUAUUUGUUUUAUAAAAUAUUUUACCAGGAAGGACACAUUGAGAUUUUUCUUGUUUUCAAGUAUGUCCAGGGUCCACAAAACAUUGCAUUGAUACAAUAAUACACAAUAUAUGCUUUAUAUUAACAAGGAACAGGUAGAAAUAUAUAUAUAAUCUACCAUGACAGGUGUAUUGUUAGGUUAACCAUAUCCACCAUGUUUUCAGGGACACGUACAUAUUGAUGGGUUGCACAUGAAAUGGGUUGUUGUGUAGUAUGUCAAAUUCAGAAGAAGGUGUAUAAUAUUAUGAAACUAGGAAACAAAGAAUAUGCAUUAGCAGGGCAACUCUUUUUUUUCAUGCGUUUUCAUAAAUGUAUGUUUAUGGGUCCCUGAAAACAUGGUGGAUAUGUUACCCCAUUCCAAGUACUCAAAUUUAGUUUUUCAUCAAUUUGAACCUGGUUUAGCUAGUUACCUGGGGUCCAAGGGGCACCACUCCCUGUCUCUAGUACCAACAUCAAAUGGUUUAAUUACUUACAGUAGGGUAGUAGUUAUGGGGCUUGGAGAGUUCCUUUUUAAACACUAUGACUUAAUGCAUUAUCUAGAUGAGUUCUGUACAGUGUGUUCAAUUUUGUUGCACCAACAAACUGCGGAGCUGGCCAUAAACAAAAGUGUUGCAUGUACAUGUGUAUUUGAGGUCAUGUUUUCUCACGCUGAGUGAUAAACUUAUAAGUUUGUAUGGAAGAAUGUUUGACUGUAUCUGUACUGUCACUUGUUGAUAUUGAGGUUUUUUUUUUUUGUGUGUGUGUAUAUAUAUAUAUGUGUGUGUGUGUGUGUGUGUGUGUGUGUGUGUGUGUGUGUGUGUGUGUGUGUAUGUAUAUGUGUGUGUGUGUAUAUAUAUAUAUAUAUAUAUAUAUAUAUAUAUAUAUAUAUAUAUAUAUAUAUAUAUAUAAAAUUUAUUAUUAUUAUAAGUAAACACUUGGGCUAAGUUUCCCUGUCUAUUUUAAACUACCAUUUAUUUAUUGAUUGUGUCCUACCCAGGAACACAUAAUGACAGUUCAGGGGGGCUGGACUUCUCAGUGGGUCACUACCUAAUUUUUAAUUUACCCAGAAGCUGCCCCAACCUAUCAUAUUCUAUUUUUGUUAUUUUUUUUGUACCUCAACAUGUAUGUCUAAUUCUUUGUCCAUUCCAAAUACUACUUCUCAACUACCACUUUAAUUUAUUUUUCAUUUCAUAGUAUUCACACUAAUCUCAUUCAUCCACAACACACCUUCUUUGUUUCUCCCCUCCAGUCAUUGUUAUUUUGAGUGACAUUACAGACUCCUAACAAAUGUCGUGGAAUAUGUCUAUCUUACAACCUAGCUGUAAAACACAACCACAUCUCCCUAUAAACAAAGUACAUUACUUGGUAAAUGACUGACUUCUGUGAUGCUAAGUAAAAUAACAUUGGCUUCAGGCAAGGAGAUCCUCCCUCUAGCUUCAGUGGGUGGGAGUAAGAUUAACAAGUGCCAUUUAUAGUGGUUCAUGUUCCCCAUUGGAGCUCAUGCUGAAAGGGGCUGAGACUUGUCUGGAGAUAGAAAGGCAGCCUAGUUAGUACAUAUGCUUACCACCAAUGACUGAUGGGCACCAGCCCCUUACAGUUUGGCGUUAAAGGACCACUAUAGGCACCCAGACCACUUCAGCUUAAUGAAGUGGUCUGGGUGCCAGGUCCACCUAGGAUUACCCCUUUCUGCUGUAAACAUAGCAGUUUCAGAGAAACUGCUAUGCUUGCUUUCGGGUUAAUUCAGCCUCUAGUGGCUGUCUCAUUGAGGGAAAGGAGGAGGAGGAGGAGAAUCUCCAGCACAGAGGGAGCCCGGCGCUGGAGAAAGGUAAGUUUAACCCCUUUCUCUCCAUCCAGCCCGGUGGAAGUGGGACCCUGAGGGUGGGGGCACCGUCGGGGCACUAUAGUGGUCCUUUAACCCUAAAUUGGGAAUUCCUAGUAAAACACAAUAAACAGAUUGUCACCGGUUAGACAUCACUUGAUGUACAUUGUGUAUUAAAUAACCAAAAAAUACUCCCCUUUGACAUUAUUGUUUACCCCCAGGAAUUAUAGCUCCUGUAGUAAGGAGAGCCCAGACUGGAGACUAACUGGCAUUCCCAUUAUCUCUGAGAGUGCUAAGUGUGUCAUGAAAUAGAAAAACUAAUAUUGCCUAAGUUUGCUGGUAACUGCUGAUUAUAUUCUACUUCUAUAGCAACAACUCCUUUCAUACUUUUCAUGACUGGACCUAUAGAUAUGGCCGCAUAUGUGCAUGGACUUGGCAUGAUUUAGGAGAAUGAAUUGUAGCACUCUUGCUCAGUGCAUAUUUUGUAUAUUUUGAUAGCUGAUAACACAGAAAUCCAGCUUUAUAUUUGGGUUCUUUUAAGCAGGAUGAUCGUCGUCUAAGGCAGUGUUCCCCAAUCCAGUUCUUAUGGACCACCAGCAGUCCCAGCUUUGUGUCCCUGUCUUGUUCCAAUGGAGAUACUGACAACACCUGGACUGUUGGUGGUCCAUGAGGACUGGAUUGGUGAACAAUGAUCUAAGGAACUAAGCAAAUUCUGAAACUAGUUUUGAAAAUAACGCUGUAGUGGACUGCUAGUUACAAGACAGAACUUUAAACCACGAUCUCACAUGGAACAUGUGGAAGUCCCUGAAAAGGAAUGUCGUAAAACCCACCUUUCGGGAUUGGCACACUGUUGCAUAUGUUGUAACAUUGUCUCUCUUUAUAGAUAAAAGUUGUGCAAUUAAUUGUUUGGGUUUUAAAAACGAAUACUAUUUAAAUGGGCACUGUCGUGUGGAUUUUUCGCAUAACCCAAUAGCGAAUUUUGAAUUUGGUUGGAUUUUUAUGUUUCUGCUUUUUCCACAUAGAUGCCUAUUUGCACGUGGAGCACACUGGAACAUUGCCCUAGAAGUGCUGUCGAGGGCACAUUUGUUCUAUACCUACCACUGCUGCACUCCAACGGAUACCCCAGACCAGGGCCGGACUGGGACAAAGAUUCAGCCCGGGCAAUAAAGGCAGAGCAGCCCACUAGGAGGGGCCGUGCCAGAAAGGUUGAGUGUAAUGUCACCAUUGACACACUCAGCCCUCCCCCCACCAAAUGACUGUUUUGUGGGGAGCUACGUGUGGCUAGGGACUGUAGUGUGUGUUGUUUUUAUAGGGCCUGUGGAGUGUGUGGGCCUAGGGGAUGUAAUGUGUGCAUGUAAGGGCUGUACUGUGUAUUUGGGAGUGUAUCUAGGGUCUCUAGUGUGUGUGUGUGUGUGUGCGCAUAUAGGGACUGUAGAGCACACGUACAUAGGUGCUGUAAUCUGUACAGGGGAUGUAGAAUGUGUAUUUAUAGGGGACAUAGAUUAGUGUGUGUGCAUGCAUGGGGUGUAGUGUGUGUUUAUAGGGGUAUAAAGUAUGAGUGCAGGGAGUGUAGUGUAUGUUUAGGAGGUAUAUGGUGUAUGUGAGUGCCGGGGUUAUAGCGUGUGUGUAGUGUGAGUGCAUGGAGGGUGCCCGGCUUACUGCCCAAUCUCCCCUCUGGCCCAUGAUGGGACAGAACACCAUCUUGGGGCCAGUGCUCCCCUGGAUGGGCCGGCAGGGGAGAUCUCUUGAUCUUUCCUGCCGGCUUAGGCCCAUGGCCCUCGCGGCCCACUGGGCAUUUGCCCGAUGGCCAGUCCGAGCCAGCCCUAGACCUAUGAAUCACUUUAGCUUGCUGAAAACAUUUGAUUUAUUUAUUUUGAGCUGAUUUUAAUAGAAAUUGAUACUCUUAUAAAUUAACCUGGUUACACCCACUUGGCUGUCAAUCACACAACAGGUCCUGUUAUUUUUUUGGUUUGGUUAGCUCAGUUGAGCUAAGCUCCAGAGGUAGCAAUUUCCAUGAGCACCUACCUUGCAAAGACUUCUUAUUGAGUGGCAUUGAAAAACUGUUUGCUCAGCCGCAGAAAGUCUGGAGAGAAUUCAAAGAAAGCAGACGAGAACUGCAGGUUUUGCAAGCUGUUUUAAGAUAUCCCAAUAAAACAUGCAUAAUUAAAUGUAUGUUUUCAUUUGUGGUAUAUAUAUACUGUGACAGACCACCUGACACCCUGACUGCCUUCCUCUGCCAAUCACUGCUUCCUAGUAGACUUGAGUAUUAUAAGCACCUUAGCCGCCAUAGCUUGGUUGGGGUCUCUCUGUCCUCCACCCACCCUGGACCCAAGCCCAGGAUCCAGCUUUCAGUGGGUGGACCUCUCCUAUUCCAGAGAGUCUAGCAGGUAUAGCUGUGUAGCUCUUACAAGCGCUAGUGAUCAUAGCCAGUGUAGCAUGUUGAGGGUGAAGUGAACAGACUUUAAUGGGACCAUACUUGGCCUUUCAUGACAGUCCCAAUGCAAGGGGCACCCCCCCCACCCCCCCCCGGACCUGAGACUAAACCAUAGUAAAAAAAAAUACUCAAUCAAAUUGGCUCUCAGAUCCAGGACACUCCCAUACAAACUAGGUCAAUCUCUCCUCUGUACCUGGGAGAUAAUUGAGUCAAGUACUGUAUUAACUCAAUUAUCUCCAGACACAAAGUGCCGAACCAGGGGGAAUAAAAUAUGGGUCUUUACAGUCGCUGACAUGGCACAUAGUCUUUUGGCAGGAGGCUGGAAAGCAGGCCCCUCCAAAAGCCUGUUGCAAGGUUCUGUUCGCCACAUAUACUAUACAAUGAUCUUUCUUUAUUUUGUAUUUGGGCAGGAGUGUGUCCCUUUAAGUAGUUUGCGGGGGUGUGGGAAUGUCAUCUUGAGACUGUAUAAUAACAGUAAUGUAACUUGAAUAAUUGGUGAAGGGGGUUCUCCUCGUACUUCUUUUAUCUCAUGAUGCUAGGCACAUAGGUUUUGCUCACCCCCCUCCCCUUCCUCUCUCCAACAGGAAGAAAAAGAAGAUAUAGAGGAAAUGUUUGUCAAGGAUUUCCUAGUAAAUCUCAUAGGCUUGCAUGCCCCUGAAUCUAAACAUGCACUUGGGCACUAUAGCAUUGGGAAUACAUAUUUGCAUUACUAAACCUGUAGUGUUCCUUUUAUUUAUUUUUUUUAUUUUUUUUUAAAGCUUUGCUUCUAUUCCCUUCUUAAAUAUAAUGGACCCCUUCUUGGUUUAUUUUUUUUACCUUCUAAGUGAAUCCAUACAGUUGGAAACUCACAUAAUCUCACAAAGAAUAACACAAUCUGCUUAAAGAUAACUUCUCUGGAAGAGAAUGUGUUUAUUUUUUAUUUUAUUUUUUUUUAAUUUUAUUUUUUUAUUUCCUUCCCUGUAAAAGCUACUAAAGUGCUUUGGGGUGGGGAUUUGGGGGCUAAAGCUCAAGAUGUCCGACUGAAUACAUGGUUGUGUAGCAUGUGCUUGUUUUUUUGUUUUCAUUGAGAUCCAGGACAGCAGCAUGCUGGUCAUGGGUAGCAAGAGGUGUGGAUAUGUCAUGACCUAUCCCCACCUUUCUGUUAGGGUAGGGGUCAUUGAGUUUUUUUUCAUUUCUUCUCAACGUAGGUAAAAUCACACUUUCUUCUGUUGCACCUUCAUCCCAUGGGUGACAUGAUAACCCCAUGAUGCUCUAGUAAUGCAUUAUGAACGCUUGGGCAUUCCUUUCAUUGUGCCAUACAAGUGCAUGCAACACUGUGGGGAGGGUUACAAAUUAAACUUGAUUUCUUUUCUUUUUUUCUUUUUUUCUUUUUACAAUUUUCACAAUAAUUGUAUAUAAUUAGUGCAUCUUAAAUAGUGUAAUUAAAAAAUUCAAUUAUUGGUCCCAAUUUACAGAAUAUAUCACAUGCCUAGGAUUUCAGUUUAUUCGUGGUAGUUGCAUCUCACAAACUACAAGGAGUGAAAUACUGUCUGUGUGGUAUGAUUUUAGAAUUUGGCAUGGUUGUCUUCUAAGCUUAGUAUCCAUUGCAGAAAACAAAAUUGCCACACAAAAAUAUAUAUUUCUAUAAAGUAGACAUCUUGGUCUAGUUACCUAAGGAUAUUUGAAACUUUGCACCUCAAGAAGAUGCAAAGGAGCAUUGCAAUGCGUCAAAAAAAAUUCCAGUUACUUGUAAGGCUUUUAUUACGGUUUUAAAAUAAAUAUUAUUUGUACUAUUUUAUACUGGUUUUGCUUUCUUUCUUCCCUUCCCUUCCCUUCUACAGUGGGCAAAGAUGCCCUCAUAAUCCAGUGCAAGUUUCAUAUCACACAAAGACUAUACUAUCUGAGCCAGUUAAGAAUAACAGGCUCAAGGAAAUGUGAGUGCGAUACCUACUAUAUAUUGUGUGUGUGUGUGUGUGUGUAUAUACCAAUCUCCACAUAACGUAUGCUGUUGGGUUGCCCUAUGUGAGUUUUUCUUUCAUUUGUAGUGGGAAUCUAAAUUCAUUUUAUGGUACAGUAUUUUAUAAUUCUUAUAACUUGGUGCACACAUAUAAGUGGUGUAUAUUUCCAAUAGAAGGAAAAUCUAGACCUAUAAAUUGACUUUGUUUUAGCUCUUGAUUAGAUGUAGUAUUUCGUGUGUGUGUUGUGGUUAAGGUUUGGCUUCUUUGUGAGUCAUACAGAUGUAGUUUAUAUGAACUGAGGGACAUGGCACAUUGUUUACUGUAGCUUUGACAAACUUAAAUACACUGUGAGCUGGCUUUCUGUGCAUGCAUAAUAUUUGAAUUUCCAAGCUUCCCUUCAUGCCAUCUGGGUCAUAUGAAAGUCCUAGUGCUGGAGUGUGUGUGUGUGUGUGUGUGUGUAUGUGUGUGUGUGUGUGUGUAUCUCACACACCGAUAAAUAAAAAAAAUAAUAGAUACUUAUACUGAGAGGCCAGUGUUGCAUAUUUAUCUCUGGCACAUUGUACAUUUCAGUAAGUGUAUGACACAUAAGGUGCAUAGUUUUCAUAUGUAACAAAUCAGUAGCAGUAAUUGCACUAGGUGGAGAAUUUUGACUAUUUGUAUGUAAAACAUAAUUAAAAGAAAAGAAACCUGCAGACUUCAGGAUAUAGGUUAGCUGAUUGAAUGGCAAGGCCGAAUGUCAGAAAACUGAGUGCCUAUGGUGGGCUUGUAAACCUUAAGCUGUUGUUAAGACCAGGAGCAUCUGUGACAUCUAGACCCCAGGGGGAUGUUGUAAAAAUUGUGAAAGGUUUGAUAAACCUUUUGUAGAUAACCAUCAGUCGUUUAACAUGUUGUUGUCCAACAGGUAUGGCUGCUUGUGUUAAGUUACAAGUGUUUUUGCAGUGAAUUUACGUGCCAUAAACAGUGUCAGGUCUAGUAUCACCAGGUAUAACUAAACCCUAGGAGGGUAUAGCAAAAUACAUAAAGUAGAGACCUUAUAAUCCUAGAAUGGAGUGUUAGCUUUUUACAGGAUUAGAACUGGAUUGUAGUAACUGGUAAAAUAUAUUAAAAACAUGUAACAUAAGCUAUGCGAUAUAAGAAACUUUUGAAAGACAAAUGGGAAAACCCCUGAAGUGUUAGGGUCAAAGUCCUGUGAGACUACCUUUCUAUAGAUAACUUACCAAGGUUAUGGAUGGUGGACUGAAACAUCUGGGUUCUUGGCUCAGAGGGAGAACAAUGGGCUUGGACACCACUCAGGACAGGUGAGCAGGGGUUUGCAAUCGUAUAUGCAUUGCCAGAAGUUAGCACAGAUGUCUUCAUAUUUCUUACAAAAGGCUUAUUCCCACCUCUGAACAGUAUCCCAGGCUCUGAGGUGUUUAGAGGCAGAUGAGGAGGCAAUCUUGGAUUGAUCACGAUGCCAAAGAGUGGCUGUUUUGUUAGGGGGGUUGACAAGCCACUUAAUGGGCUUCAUAAGUGGGGAACGGGGAUAACACCCACUGUUCCAGAGGGGGGGACAACUGGACUCAAAAUGCAAUGAUGUACAGUUCUCCUCGGGGGAUCAUCCAUUUCUCCCACCCGCAAAGGCUGCCUGUGAUCCUGGGCUUGACCAGAUGCUGCAGGAGUAUAUAUAUAUGUUUCUGCCAGAGAGUAGUUACUUAGGUGAGUGUAGCCUGGACAAUGGAGCUACAAGAAAAUGCAUCCAGAUAUCUAGGCUGCAGGCUCUCCCCUUAGUUUGGCUAUUUUGCCCUUAAAGGGACAUUCCAGGCUCCCAGACCACUUCUGCCCAUUGAAGUGGUCUGGGUGCCAACUCCCACUACCCUUAACCCUGCAAGUGUAAUUAUUGCAGUUUUUUAUAAACUGCAAUAAUUACCUUGCAGGGUUAACUCCACCUCUAGUGGCUGUCUACUAGACAGCCACAAGAGGGCACUUCCUGGUCCAUAGCACAGAAAACCUGUGCUAGAGCGUCGCUGGACGUCCUCACGCUGUGUGAGGACCUCCAGCGUAGCUCAAUUCCCCAUAGGUAAGCAUUGAAAAGCAUUUUCAGUGCUUUCCUAUGGAGAGCUCUAAUGCGCAAUGCUGCGCAUUAGGCUUCUGCGGGUGGGAUCAGUCUCGCCCACUGGCUGACGUAAUGAAGAGGCGUGGCGGUGACCCAAAACCACCUCCCUCGACGGGGGUCUCAAGUAAGUGACUGAAGGGGUUUUCACCCCUUCAGCAACCGGGGAUUGGGAGGUGGGAGGGAGAGGGGACCUUCAGUGGAGAGUCCCUUUAAAUCUGAAAUAUUCUUUGAAUCCACUUCGAAUUCCAGGCUAUUAACACUUUUAGUGAGUAUCCCUAUGUUAUGUUUUGACAUAACAGAAUCACUUUGGGCAUGGAGCAAGGCUCAUUAUGUGAGUUAAUCUGACCUAACAUUUAAUAAAUAUUUUAAAUAAUUUAUCUAUAGUUAGAAUAGAAGACGAGCAUCUAACAAUGUUCUAAGCACGGAAUUUCAUGGCUCUGUGAUAUUGGAGAAAUUCUAUAUUUGUUUACAUAAACACUUUGAUCACUUUACUAAGUGUAACUCUAUAUACAAAGCCCUCUAGACAUAGAAAAGAGCCUCAAUUCAUGUUUGACCAGACCAUUUUGAAAGGAGAAGUUGGGUGAUUUGACUUAUCUUGGAAUAAUUGUUUGUGACAGAUGUGUUGGUUCUAUGUCUCUGGAACUGCUGACUUAAUGGACGUUUCACAUGUACUAAUGUGUAUAGUGUAUCUUUUUUUUGUGUUUAUCCAUUGUUUUUCAUAGAGAAGCAGUAGGGACCAGAUGCAUAAGCAUGGCACACUCAUUCAGUCAAAUGCUCUCUGAGAAUCAUGUGACUGAAGAACAGCCUCUCGGUUUUUGCAGCAGAAGUGCCUCUAAUGACUGUCAGACACUAGAGGGGUGUUUUAAAAAUGCAAUGAAAACAUUGCAGUUUCUACAAAAUGGCAAUAUUUUACAUUGUAGGAUUAGAAUUAAUAGAGCACUGCACUCAGACCACUUCUUUGAGAUGAAGUGGUCUGGGUGCCUAUAGUGCUUGUUUAAUAGACCUAUUCAUCCUACAUAUUGAAGUAGACAUUCUAUACAACCAUACAGUGCAGAAAUCACCAGAAACACAAAUGGAUUUCUGCAACUGGCACUUUUGUUUCACUUGUGGUGUAACUGCCCCUUCAUCCAUCGUCCUGUCUAAGUGGUUAGGUGAUUUGUGUCCCUAUUGCAAAAGUUCCAAGGAUAUUGCAUCUUAAUCGUAUGAUUACAUUUAAUUUGCAUAACUUGUCCUUUUGACAUACUUUAAAGAGUCCAGAGCACGCUUGUUUCUCUUUUCCUUUUAGCCUGGCUACUUAUGCAUUUUAAUGUGCUAUAUUUAUUUGGGAUUUAUGAAUUCGUAGAUAAACACCUCAGAGCCCUUUUUAGAUACCAGUAAUGGAACAUGUCCCAUAGUUUCACCAUCGCUAUAAAAUGUGUGGGUUCAUAAGCCAACAAGAGUGUGCUGAAGGUGUCUACAUUAUCUCCAUGCUUGCACAAGAAGUUCUCUUCUUCUGUUGUACCAUUGCCAGGAUUGUCUGAUCUAUGCAUCUGUUACUGGCACUCACAAAUGAAAUACUUACUUGUAUUUCUUUAUUUAUGUAUGUAGUAUGUAUAACAUCUCCAUGGACAAGUGUUGGUUGUUGUGGUUUUUGUUUGUUUUUGUUUUUUUGGGGGGGAGGGGAGUGGGUCUCUUCCUUUCUCAAAAUCAGGCCUUUCACUAGGUGUACCUAUCUACAUUCAUCAUGAGCUGUUCUUUCUGAGGUGUGGAACAACAGACUCUUUUUAUAUGAAAGCUUGACACAGUCUCGGUGGCAACCACACCUUUUUAUCAUUACAAAUUACACUGUGCUGGUACUGCAAUACCUGUCCCUGUGUUUUUUUAUAAUGCAACAAAACAUUUAAUUUUUUUUUCUACUACUGCAGCCAUUUUUAUUUAUUUUUUUUAGUUUAUUCUAAAUAUCUAAUAUCAAUGUGCAUUCGAUUAAAUUUGCCUAUUCCUUGAAUUCGGAUGCUUCUCAAAAUCCUACACUGGCUUCCAGUAAAUUUAAUAAUCUCUGCUCUUCUUAAUACAGACUAAACACUUCCCUUCUCUACCUCAAUUAAAAGAACACUCCAAUCACUAUAAACAUUACAAAACUAUUCGACUAACUACAUAGUGGGGUGUGCAAACCUUUUCAUAAAUUAGAGACAUUUUAGCGUUUUGAUUGGCAACACUUUAAAAAUACAUGAUAAUGUGUUCUUUUAACACACUAUUUUGUCUGACACAAUUAUUGUGACUAUUGGUAUAUAGUUAAUAAUAGCAUAAUAGCAAUGCUUAUUGAUGCAUAUUGACGUUUCACACACUGUUCAUUUUUAUUACUUUUUUUUUUUUUUUAACCCGUUUGUGGCUGAUUGGUACAUAUCACACAAGUCUGAGAUUUCAAUAAGGUCUAAAACUAUUUUUUUUUUUUUUUUUACAUGUCCAAUGUCCUAUAGGUUGUUAUCAAAAACUACUGUCAGAAUGGAACUUCCCAAUUAUUGAUGAGGAUUAAACAAAUUCAUAGAAUAUUCUUUUUAUAUAGCGCUAAAAUUAUUUUUUCUUUUUAGUGGCCAAUGACCUGUUUGGGAUUGAUGCACGAAAUGUAACCAAACCAUACACAAGUCGAUGGAUAAAUUUACUGAACAUCUAGUAGAUAAACCUCCAAUAAAGAUCAGUUUCAUGAAUGCAUAACAUGGGAACAUAUAUAUUUAUUAUAUAUUUUAUAGUACUUCCUAGAAAUUUGAAAUUUCCAGUUGUAUAACAUAUUUGACUGCUUUUAACCAUUUAAACAGUGAUUUCAUGUGGAGAAUGUAGAAUUUCUGAGGAUUGAAAUAUGUUUUUAUUUAGAAAUUCCUAGAAUGGAUUACAAAUUUCAAGUGACAUUUACCCUACCAGUGAAAUCCUUCUUCUCUCAUAACUCACAGUACAUGUAACCCAUGAGUUACAAGAGCAACACCUCAAAAAUAUACAUAGAAUUAAAACUUGAAGGUUGUCAUCAAUAAUGCAGUAAUGUCAGAAGCCUGGAGCGAUCAUAGAUAACCUGUAAGAAUUGACAUUUUGGAUUAAACUGCCAGCAGAUCAGAUGAUCUAUCAUUCAGAGCUGUUCCAGUAGAAUGCGUGGAAGAAAGAACAUGAUGUCAAUCUGUGAAGUUGUUGAAGGAUAGAAAGAUAGUCACUAGACUUGUGCAUUUGAUACAAUUUUGGGCAAUCUGCAAAAUGUGUUAUGGACAAAUUCAAAAUAGACAAUGGAUGAAAAGUUUUUUAGUAUGUUUUAGCAAUUCAGAGUUUAGCUGUCCGCGGCACCACAAAAAGUUUAUAACAGUACAAAAGAUGAUUGACGGCUAAUAAAUGCUAGUUUUAUUCACAGAUCAAGUAAAAAAAAAAAAAAAAAAGUUAUCAUUGCUUGCGUACAUGUAUUCAGUCUGGCUUCCACGCUCAUCACUCUGUUGAAACAGCUGUGACCAAAGUAUCCAGUGAUUUAAUCACUGCUAAAUCUCCAGGCCAUUACUCUAUCCUAAUUCUCCUUGAUCUUUCUGCUGCCUUUGACACUGUUAAUCAUCAACAGCUUCUUCGUAAUCUCGGUCUACGAGAUACUGCUCUUCCCUGUUACUCCUCCAACCUCUCCCAGCGUUUUUUCAGUGUUUCUUUCUCGGGCUCUGCCUCUUCUCCCCAAUCCCUCUCUGUUGGUGUCCACCAAGGUUCAGUCCUUGGUCCCCUACUGUUCUCCAUCUAUACUGCUUCCCUUGGUAAACUCAUUAGCUCUUUUUGAUUCCAGUAUUAUUUAAAUGCAGAUGACCCACAAAUCUACCUGUCCUCUCCUGAUCUCUCUCCGCCCAUCUUGACUCUUGUCUCUGACUGUCUCGCCACAAUUUCCAACUGGAUGGCUACUCACUUCCUUAAACUCAACCUGUCCAAAACAGAACUUCUGGUCUUUCCUCCCUUAAGUGUUGCUACUCCCGUGUCUGUCUUCCUCCAAGUCAACGGUGCUACAAUCACCUCUACCUUGCAGGCUCAGUGCCUAGGUGUCCUUUGACUCCGACCUCUCUUUCAUCCCUCAUGUCCAGUCAAUCGCCAAAUCCUGCCACUUCCAUCUCAAAACCAUAGCUUGCAACCGCCCCUAUUUAACACAAGAUGCGGCUAAGGUGCUGGUCCAUGCUGUUGUUCUUUCUCAUCUUGACUACUGCAAUCCCCUUCUCAGUGGUCUUACGUGUUCCCAGAUUGCAACGCGGUGGCAAGGCUUCUUUUCCUGUCUGCCCACACCUCCCAUGCCUCCCCUCUCUGUCAAUUCCUACAAUGGCUUCCAGUUAGAUAUAGGGCUCAAUUUAAGAUUUUGGUGCUUACUUACAAGUCCCUACAUAAUACUGCUCCAACCUACCUAUCCUCCCUAAUACACAAGUAUGUCCCGUCGAGGCCCCUGCGCUCUGCCAAAGACCUACAUCUAUCCUCUGUCCGUACUCCAACAUCUGAUGCUCUCUUCCAAGACUUCUCCAGGGCUGCACUAUUUUUUGUGGAGCUCCCAUCUCUUCUCCGUUAGACUUUCAUGGAGAAGAAAGUCUUCAAAAAUCUUUGGAAGCAUAUCAUUUAAACAGUUAGUGGAUUUUCAUUCUCCCCCCCCCCUCCCCCUCCAUUACUGCUCUCUUGCAACUGUCAAAAAUAACCAGUGAAUACUUUUCUAGCAACCUAUUUCCUUACCCUUACUUAUACCCUUUGUGUCACUAUACCCCACUCCCUCUAGCAUGUAACCUCAUUGAGCAGGGCCCUCAACCCCUCUUAUCCUUUGCGUCCAUUUGUCUGAUUACAAUUGCGUGUCUGGUAGUCCACCCAUUGUACAGUGCUAUGGAAUUUUGCUCGCGCUAUAUAAAUAAGUUGCUGUAGUCUAUUAGAGGAAAGAGAAGAGGUACAUCCUAAGAAAAUGAGAAUGGUAGGAUCCAGACAAAUAGCGCUGGUUUAGAAGUCCACUGGAUGAAAUAACAGCUUCAUUUUAAUGAAGUAUCUAUGGAUUCUGUUACCACCUGCCUGGGAUUUUUCAUAUAAUUUUAACAUAUUUAUUACAAAUUGUGAAAAUAUAUUCCAAUGUUGUAUCAAAUUAUAAACUGAAUGUCCAGGAUGUUUGUGUCACACUAACUCCAUAAUGCACAAGGUAUUGCGUGUGGUGUUUUUGUUUUGUUUUUUACAGUGAGGAUUUUUUUGUCCAUGUGUGCGUCUACUCAAGACCUGUUGGGAGGCAUGCUUUCAUAUCGUCUGAGGAAAGACUUGUGCUAUUAAAGAAUAAUUAUAUGUUUUACUUGGUUGUGACACAUUGGUUUCAGUUAAGUAUUGGCUGACAUUCUUAAUGAAGUAAUCAUGAGCACAUUGAAAUGGGGUGUGUCAAUACAUUAGGGUGUUCACCCUAAUAGAAAGGAAUGUUUAAAUCUGUUUUUCUAUUUUAAUCCAUGGUGACAAGAACUUUAUUUAAUCCAUUGUGACAAACCCAAUUUAUUUAACUUUAAUGGCCCUGCUACCUUUGUGUAUUGACUUUCUAUGGUAAACCAUUUACUUGGAUAAUCUAACUCUGAAAACCUAUCGCCAUAAGGUGAACAGGCUGGUGUUUUAUACACCGGGCAGCAAAUUAUAGUGUACUAAAAAGUCAUACCUCUCAAGUGUCCCUAUUUAGGAGGAACGGUUCCUAUGUUGGGUCCCUUUCUCUCUUUCUAUCCUAAUGUCCCUCAUUUCUAGGAGUUCCAUAUUGUUGGUGUGUCUGAGUGUAUAACAGAUCUCCAGGCAUAGGCGUGCGCAGCCUAUUGCAUAAAUCCGUUACAUACAUUUGUUACUAGUAAGUCGCCCAAAAUGUCUCUGAACAGAAACAGCCCACAUCAACUCCCCUAAAAUUAAAGUGUCCCUCUUUUUCUUAAUUUUGGGAGGUAUGCAAAUAUCAAACUAAAGGCCAAAGUAGCUAAGAAUAUCUCUAACUCUCCUACACAAUCACAAUCUAAGAUUAUUUUUUUUUAAUGUAAUACCAUGUAUUGCUUUAGCGAAUAAACACUUUAUUUCUGCUUUACCAACUACCGUAUAUACUCGUGUAUAAGUCGAUCUCAUGUAUAAGUCGAGUGCAGUUUUGUGACCAACAAUUGUGAAAUAUGCUAUGCCUCGUGGAUAAGUCGAGGGUAAAACAUGGGGCUAUGAAAUUCUGUGAUUUUUAUAAUUAUAUACACACACACUCAUACAAACACACACUCUGCAUUAUAUACACACACACUUAUACAAACACACACUCUGCAUUAUAUACACACACACACUUAUACAAACACACACUCUGCAUUAUAUACACACACACUUAUACAAACACACACUCUGCAUUAUAUACACACACACUUAUACAAACACACACUCUGCAUUAUAUACACACACACACUCAUACAAACACACACUCUGCAUUAUAUACACACACUCUGUGUAUAUAAUGCAGAGUGUGUAUUUGUGUAGUGUGUGUAAACUGGGUGGGGGGAGGGCAUUUUUAUUUAAAUUUUUUUGAUUUUAAUAUUAUAAUUUUUUUUUUAUUUUUUUUUGUCACCCCUCCCUGCUUGUUAACUGGUCAGGGAGGGGGGCUAUCUUAAUCCCUGGUGGUCCAGUGGCAUGGGCUGUGAAGUGGGGGGGCCGGCAGGAAGCAUUUACUUACCUUUCCUGCAGCUCCUGUCAGCUCCCUUCUCCUCCGUUCCGGUCAGCUCCACUGUAAGUCUCGCGGUCUGGUUGCCGCGCGGAUCGUUGCCAUGGCUCUGACGGCCGCGGCUCUCUAAGUUGCCAUAAUACAGACAGUAACUCGAGUAUAAGUCGAGUGGGGGUUUUUAAGCACAAAAAAUAUGCUGAAAAACUAGACUUAUACUAGAGUGUAUAUACUGUAAUUGAUUGAAAAGUGCUUCCUUUUUCCUACUCUUAGUGUUAAUGAUUUAUUUAAGAAAUUUCUUGUUGUACAUGACAAGGAAGUUUUAUUACACCAAAAAGUUCACAAGAGCAACUUGGGAUCACUUCAAGAAAAGUGGAUGUUUUUGAUCUGAUUGAUCAAGCGGUUUCAUUAAACAGGGGUAAUGUUAAAAAGCUGUAAAAUGGUGAAAAUUAAUAAGAAACUCUGUAAGGGCUUGCAAGUGUAGUUCCUAACCACCUAUCCAUCAGUCACUCUAUCUAGCGAAGUCUAAAACUACAUUGCUCAAGACUGAUGUUCUGGUAGUGUGCCCUGAGCAGAUCCCCAGUGUAGAAAUGCGUCUGUUACACUGCAUCCCUGAAGAAGUGAGUACAGGACUCACGAAACGCGUAGGAUUGAGAAACUGAGACAUCAAACCAGCUCGGAGACAGAGAGAACCCACUGAUGAUUAGGUUCCAGCUUGUGAUUCCUACAAAGCUGUUUGUUUGAACGAAGCGCACAGCGUUUUACCCACCCAGGAUAUUGUACUGGAUGUUUUUACUUUUUGUUCUACUUCAACUUUUUAUUUUCUACUGACUUGUCCACAACAAUCAAUUGAGGGAAUCUGCAACUCCUUUGCAGGAUCUACAUAAAUAGGAGGAUGGUACACAUCCAUUAACCCCUUCACUACCAGACGCAGCAGGAGUGCACUCCAGUAUCUGGAAUCAGGUUUCUAUUUUAUUUUAUUUUUUUCACUUCAUAUUCUCAUAAACUUUUGGUGUAUUUUUGUAUAUAAUGACUAUUUGUUUUAUUUGAGUUGUAUACAGCAGUAGAUACCCCAGAGUGGGAUCUUCAUCUGUUGAACCGGAUAUUCUAUUUACCUACUAACAUUUUAUUUAGAUUUUUUUUCAGGUUUUUUUUUUUUUCCUAAACACAUAUUUGCCUGUCAUGAUAAUUUAAAUAAAGCCUCUAUUUUUUUACUUACUCUAGCACAGUGAUGGUGAACCUUUUUGAGCCCGAGUGCCCAAACCGCAAUACAUGCCAACUUUUUUUUUUUUUUCUCAAAGUGCCAACACGGCAAUUAAACCUGAAUACUGAGAUUUAAGUUUAGAAAAAACAACUUGUACAGUUGUCCGAACUAGUUAACAUCCUUUUGUUUUAAAAGACACAACAGAGAGUUCAAUAAUACAAAUUUUAAAUAAUGAUAUUCAUAGAUAAAAUUAAGCUUAUAUUUGUUAGUAUCUCCAACAAAUGCAAUGCAUACACACAGCUGAAACAUUUCACACACCGACUGCUUAAUACAGACACAGACUGCUAAAUACACACAGUCCGCGAUACACACACACACACACACACACACCUACGCACAGUCCGCUGAAUACUCACACGCACACACACACUGCUGAAUACACACAUACUGCAUUGAGGGGUGCUGUGUGUGUGAGAGGUGCUGUGUGUGGGGGGGUAGGGGUGCUCAGUUGGGGGGGGUUUAAGAUAUAUUUUAAAAAAAAAUUAUUAUUUUUUUUAAAAGCAUAUUGAAUCAGUAUUCCCGCCCCCCUCUUCCUCCCUUCAUCUUACCUUUUGGUGAAGGGGGGGGGGGGAGGGGAACACAGCCAUUGUAUUAGUAAAUUUUGUUGAAAGACUAAUUUAGGUCUUUCAGCCUUUUAGUAGAUAACGCCCUCAUUCCCAUGGUUUUAGGGAGUUAUCUACUUAUUCAUUCCUGUCAUUACAUUGACUGGCUAAGUAACUUACAUUUUAUAUGAAUGUGUGUUACUUGAUUGUUGUAAGUGUUGCAAAUGCUUACAGCUGAAUCCUGGCUAUGUUUGUAUACUUUUUAUUUAAAAUUGUGUACAGUUCAUUCUUUCACUGGGUAAGUAUAUUAGUUCUUAGGCAAUACUGUACUUGGGAACUUCGGCAAUUCGGUAAUUUCGGGACUUCAACCAUUUGGCAAUUCAGCAAUUCAUCUAUUCGGACACUUGGAAGUACCCGAAUGUCCAAAUUCACAUAAGAUCAUUUUUUAUUUUUUUUUAUUUUUUUUUUUCAAACCCCAAAAGCAUCUUCAACGCAACCUUUUAACAGGAACAGCUAUGUUUUUGGUUGUCAGCCUCUUGACUCUAAUGGCAAUACAAUAGCAUAUUGCACUUGCAUUAUUGUUGUUUUACAUCUUCCUUGUGUUUCUUGGUAAUGUCUUUUGUAUGAACACUCUGUGUUUUAAAAAAAAUAUAUAUAUAUAUAUAUAUAUAUAUAUAUAUAUAUAUAUAUAAUUUUUUUUUUUUUAAUUGUUUAUUUUCUUGGCUGUAAUACUCUAUUUGUGUAUUUGAAUGUUGUAUAGUUAACAUUGCUUUGAUAUAUUCUCAAUUGAAAGGUUUCAUAUUCCAUGUGGAAAUAAACAUGUCUACCCACACUUGAUUUGGUGCCAUAAAAGGGGCCAACAUAUGAAUGUCCCAACUAUUUUGGGAGGUAUCCAUUUGAGAUCUAGAUAGAUGGGCCAGUGACUAACCCAGAAACCCAAUUAAAGGUUAAAAACCCCUUCAUCGCCAAUGUUCCUCGGUGCUGUUUCAGGCUCCUCCGCCGCUGGCAGAGGGGACCUAGUGAGCAUGUGCGGCAAGUGCCGUGCUCGCAUUAGGACUUCCCCCGUAGGAAAGCCUUAAACAAUGUUUUCCUAAUGGGGUUUGGGUAAUGCUGAUGUCAUCAUGCAGAGCGUGUGGACGUCCAGCAGCAGGUGACCAAACCACCUGGAAGUCCCUCUAGUGGCUGUUUGGUAUACAGUCACUAAGAGAUGGAGUUAACCCUGCAAGGUAAUUGUAGCAGUUUAUCAAUAACCAUAUAAUAACUACAAUUGCAUGUUUAAGGGGCCUGGGACACUUCACCCUGACCACUUCAAUGAGCCAAAGAGGUUUGGGUGCUUAUAAUGUACCUUUAAUGUAAUUGCUCACAAAUAUUUUUUUACUUUUUUUUUUUUUCUUGUUGAUUUCUUCACUUUUUUGGUCACAUGAACUUACCACCCUUCAGAGUCACAUGGACGAUGGUGAUUGGCUAAGAGUAUCAGCUGAUCAAUAUCAGCCUGUCAUAGCAGCCCUUUCCUUUGCCGAUAUGAGUUGGUAUUGCUUGAAGGUUUAAUCUCUGCUUUAGCCAUAUCUCAAGUAGGGGCUGGGCUGUGGGGACCAGAAACAUUCUUUGUGUUGCUUGAAAAUGGUUUAACAUAGAAAUUCAGUGAGUUGAAGUGGUUAUAGUGCCUAGUGUCCCUUUUAAUAGACUAUGGAUAAGAGCACUUUAUUUUUUAAAUUGUCCUUUUGAAUCCAGUGAGUCCAUAACAAAGUUCCCACAAUACUAAUACUGAAUUUUAUUUAAACAAGGGUCAGAGAAAAGUACUGUAUCUACAAGGAUUUAAAAAAAUCAAAAAAAAAUCUGCUUUACUGUGCAGGGUCAGUAAAACUAUUUUUAAAUACUUACCCGUAAAUGUGCUGUCUCUUAAUCUAAUGUACACUGAAAGUGGGUGGUUGUUGGGAUUUUUUGUUUUGCUUACUUUAAUCUUCACAAGGGUUGAGCAAAUACCUUGUUGUGCAUAUCCUGAAAUGGCUAAUAAACAGCUUCUUUAUUCAUAGGGAAAUGUUUGUGCUAUAUUUUUAUUACACAAUAGCAUGUUUGCAACAUACCAUAUCUAUGAUGUAUUGCACUGCAACAAAUACUGUACAUUGUUUACACGUGUACUGUAUGCACAUUUUGGUGAACGAGUGCUAGAUUAGUGUGUCACUAAAUGUAUUGUAUGUCGUACCAGUGGAAAUCUACUAAAACCUACUUAGGAACCCAUUUUUGUUGGUUACAAUCCAAGAUUAAAGGAAGCUGCAGUUAUAUAGUAGUUUGAAAGUAUGUCCCUCUUUCACACUUUUUAUACAAGUUAUGUUCUCAAGAAAAAUCAUAAUUUUUAUAAAGGUUCUAAGUUGCACCCUCUUUGGUGUCAGCCGAGAGUGUUCUUCCUCUCAUGAUUUUCUCCAGCACAGAGUGGAAGCCAAAAGUUCUCAUAGGACACCUGUACCCUCCAUCCCAGUGCAUUUCUGUGAGAAGGAUUCUGCUUUCUGGAAGAUCAUUAGUACUGAUGAUCUCACUGUGGAUGACGCAGAGCUGCAACUAGAUAGUCUCACCACUGGAUUAGGGGAUAAGGUAACCCCUUUUUUUCAGAAAGUGGAGUGCAAAAGGUGUCACUUUUCAGGCCCUUCAAUAUAGAUCACUGUGGCUCCCUUACGUAUGAUAGACCUUACCGACAGACAUCUGGCCCCAGUCGUCUGUAGCUUAUAGCGUUUAGGUGUCUUAGAUUCAGUUACAAAUUUAUUUUAGAAACUGUUAUUAGAAAUUAUUCUAGUUUAUAAUCUUGAAUUUCUUUUCUCACAAAGUUACAGUGACUCUUGAAUACAGACACCUCCCUGGGGCCCAGUGUGGAGCAGCUCCUCACUCCUUCCGCCCGCUGUUUAGUAUGCUGGGGCCGGAAUGAUGUCAUAUUCCGGCUCCCGGCAUCACAGAGGGCGUGCGAGGGUGGAGUGAGAGGCUGCAAGAAGAGCCUCCCUCGCCGUCUGCCUGCUCCAUCCCCUAUCCUCCGGUCACCGGCAUUUGAUGGCAGAGCAGGCACCUACUCUGCCAUACUGUGAGAGGGCUCCUCUGGGCGCCUGGAGUAGUUGCCCAGCACUGGGGGGGAAGGGGUGGCUCUAGAGUCGCUCGCCCAGCGCUGCGGCCCAGGACAGGGGGGCCCAGCAGGCCUAGUUCACCUAACGGUGGCGCCAGUCCUGCUUGAGUUGUUCCCCUGCUAUAUGAUGUACUGUAUAGCUGUAGUCCACAGAUUCUUUCGUUCGCACUGUCUGUUUGUAGCUCCAUAAAAGUUGAAAGGAGGAGUAUAAAGAUUUCUUGUUUACGGGCAACAAAUGGCUUUCUCCUAACUUAAACCUAAACCAUGAAAUUGCUGAGUUAACCUUUUAAAAUGUAACAAGUCUGCAAUAUAUGCUACCACACAGCUAGAAUGUAUAAUAAAUAAUCUAUCCACAAAAGGAACCUGGGAGAUGAAUGUGAAUGUGAAAUAACACUAGUGUUCCUUAUCUAACAAUCCAUAUCUCUGUGUGUGACUGAGCUCUAUGACUUUAAAUGCCUGGAAUUGUUUUCAGCCAAGACUGUUCUAGGGGCCGGUCUAAACUUUAACGGGGUGGCGUUUCUCCAUUGUAAUUUUUAACAGAAUAUUUCCAUUUUUGGCUUUAUAUUUAUUACCUUAAAUUUGAAAUUUAUGUUGAAUUCUCAGUUUAGUGAAUAGUGGCAUACGAUGAGCAUAAAUUCAAGUGUUUUUAUUUUAACUUAAAUUUGGUCAGUGCAUGAAUAUUUCUCAUUAAUGUCCUGGAAAACCUAGUUAUAACCUACUGUACGUGUGUUUCUAGGUAACAUGCCUCUGCAUCGUGGCUCAGUGUGAUGGUAUUUUUGUACCAUGUAUUGUAAAGCAAUCCAAGCCUGUUAUUACAGCAGCAAUCAAAUCAUUUUGUGGUACCAGGCAUAGCAGAUUAUUGUAGGGUUAUGGCUUUUGUCUACUAUGAGUUGCAUGAAUAGAUGCAAAUUGCUAAUGCACUAAAGCUAUAUUGAAAUCAUUGCUAGAAUAUAAAUGUUUUUUUGCCUUGAAACUAGGAAAUGUGAUCCCUUGAAUGACUAUCCUGCUAAUUGAGUUAUGUCAUUUCAUCAGUUUCGAUUUAAACUUUAACUAUUACUAUUCUUUACCAAGAAUAGUAGUAAUUUUACAAUAUCAUUACCACUUCUAAAAUAACAAGCAAAGAAGAAAAAAAAAAUAAAAAAAUUUGUUAUCCACAAUAAAUACAUAAACCAAUAUUAAUCUACAACCUCAUUAAAAUAACUAAGUAAAGCAAAACACCGCACUGCACCAAUCAGCAUCUCCUCAUUGAGAUAAACUGGUAAACUGAUUCUAUGCAUCUCUAUGGGAAAUGUUGAGCGUCUCCAUGCCGAGCAUUGUUGUGCAGCACUACCCCAGGAAUCACCUCGAGUGGCUGUCUGAGGAGUGGCUACUAGAGGUUUUCCUAGGCUGUUAUGUAAACGCUGCCUUUUCUAUAAAAAGGCAGUGUUUACAUUAAAAAGACUGAAUAUCAUCACCAGAACCACUACAUUAAGCUGUAGUUGUUCUGGUGACAAUAGUGUCACCUUAAUAAUAGAUGGAUCUCUAAUUUGGUAUCCUUGUGUGGAUUAUUAAGAACACCGUUUGGUUGGAGUAACCAUUCCAAGACUGGACUGCCCCACCCAAACUUAAAAAAAAUAAAUGUAAUGUUUUCCCUGAAGCCCGAUCUUCCUCCGCUGUCAUCACUCCACAUCACUGAAAGGCAGGCUUAUGGGGAGGACAUGUAACAUGGUUGGAGGUGCUGUGCCAGCAUUGGCUGUCUUGCACCAGUAUGCUGUGUGCCAGACGCCAAUUUUGCACAAAUCUCUUGUUCCGGGCUGGUUAAUGCCUUCCAAUAAUGUGACUUGUGGGGGAGCAACAUCAGCAGCAGAGUGGUUAAUUUCCAUAUGUGCUGUGUUUCACAGAGAAAACAUUUACUCUGCAUUUUGAGUUUGUGCCACUUGUUGAGUAUUAUAUCUGCAAUGUGUAUUCACAGUAGUUAUUGUUGGGGAAAAAGUGCCUCAAAUGCUUAGUGCCAUGUCAGGCAGUGAGUUUGGUUACUGUGCAGAUUCCUGUUUCACAGGGCUUACCUUAAGGGCUAGAAACCAGAAAAUAUAAGCAAUAUUUUGUUCAAGACUAUUCAGUCUUGCAAUUAUUUAAUAAAAUUUUUAUUUAUUUUUUACUCAGCUGAGCUCUUUCAAACAUGUUGUUUAGCUGACAGCCUGGAUUGCUUUCCUUGUCUGCAAUGGCUGUAAAACCAUAAUAUUUAGAGCUUGCAAUAUAACUGGGUGCCGCCCAGCAGCAAUGUACACAUUAAGCUUUAUUGUGUAUGUAUUUUAUAUGUAUGCAUGCAUAUAGCUCUAUAUCUGAUUAACGUUUCAAUAGUGUAUUGAAAGCAACAUUCCUUUUUUAAAAUUGUUUUAACAAAGUUCGUGGAAAUAAAAAAAAUCAAAUUUUUUAUUGAAGGUGUUUUUAAAAAUGGAUGUUAAAAUUGUCUUUAUUCCAGCACCAAAAUGUAUCACUGCAGUCUUAUCCAAUCUCCCUGAAGUAAAUAAUCCUGAUAAAUUAUGUCCAGUCAAAUGCUUCUUAUAAGAGGCCCUCAAGAUCUAUUUAUCAAUCGCUGUCUGAUAGCUACUACUAGGUGUAAAAAUUGCAAAGUGUAAAUACUGCCUUAUUUUUUUAUUUUGAAAUGAAAUAUUUUAAAUUCUAAAUUCUACCAAAUCAAUAAACCUAGACUUUAUUCAUAGAGCAAUAUAGAAAGGUGGGGUUUCCUUUAACUGACUAAAGUACUUAAAAACCUCAUAGUUUGCAUGCUCCUUUUACUAAAUAUCUACAACUUGCUUUUGCAGAUGCUGUGGUGAACUCGUUUUCUUUUCUGGAUGACUCUGGAACUGCAACUUUGAAAUCUAGACCUGGACCCAGGGCCAGACCUGUGCUUCAGUUCUCAACUAGUGUAAGUAUCUGACAUGGAAUAUUACAAUGCACAGCAUCGUUUUAAAUGGUCAUAUUUCUCAAUCCCAAUUACAUGUAAAAUAGUCCAGAACAGUCUCACUAGAGCAACAAUGCUUAAUGGAAUAUCGAUGAGUUGAUUUUUCAGUAGGGGUGGGUGCGUCCUUAUGUCUCAGGGUAUUCGCAUAUUUGAAAAACAGAGAAACCGGGGCAACCAGUAGUGCAGUAUGCCUAAAAUCCAGAGGGUAAGAUAGUAGUAGAAGGUAGAAAACUUGAAUUUAAAAGAGCUAUGGCCAGCUCUGGUGUGAAGGGCGUACAACGGUAUAAUCCCCACUGCUGGGUUGUGUAAAGGAAAUGCGUCUAUCAGUGCCGUCUGGUCAUCCGAAGCUCCGGGGGAAAUAAAGAGGCGACAAUAGUGCUCUCAAUUGGAUAAAAGUAAGUAAAAGUAACUAGAAUAAUACUUGCAUGUGUAGAGCAGAAAAUACUGCUCUAUUAAUAAGGUGUUGGUGGUAUGAUCCCCACCUGGGAUUUCUUUAAAGGACCACUAUAGGCACCCAGACCACUUCAGCUCAAUGAAGUGGUCUGGGUGCCAGGUCCAUCUAGGGUUAACCCUGCAGCUGUAAACAUAGCAGUUUCAGAGAAACUGACCAUUCCAUUUAUUUAUUCCUUGUUAGUCCAACAAGUUAGCAGCCUUGAAAAAAAAAGAUUAAUUUCUAAAACAAGGGUCAGAGUGGUAAAGCCAAAAUGAGUUUCCUCAUAGUGGGGAUCUACUUGGUACUUUUCUGUAAGACAACAAAAUAAGGCAGUCUGCCUUCACCCAGAGGUUUUUGUAGCGCUUCCAUAAGCACAAUACAGGCAUAUUUACCUGGGAUUACAAAAGGAACUUUGUAACUGUGCCACAUUGUCUGUGUCCCAACACAUGCUUGAAAAUGCAACUUACUUUUCUUGGUUAAACAUUUUCUAAAUAAGUAAAUAUUGAAAUUCUGAUGCUAAGGUCUAAAGUGGACAUCUCAAUUCACAACUCCUGUCUUUCUGGUUUUCUGUGUACAUUACAUUAAUAGCUGGUUUUAUAACCAGGUAGAGAGAACCAUAGAUCACGUUUUAUUUUGCAUUAAGCUUUUUCUAAUUUGACUAGAAUGUAUUGGUGAUGAAUAGAUGCACUAUUCAAGAAAAUGUUCUUAACCAGCAGAAUAGCACUCAAAUUCUCUAAUGAAUCUGUUGACCUUAAGAUGAGCUAGUAACAUCAUAAACUAGUAACAUUUAACAGGUUUAGUGCGAGGGCAGGAUUUAUGUGUAUGUGUAUAUGUAUGUGAGUGUAAAAAAACAGAUAAAACUUUGUAAUACCUUUUUAUUGGACUAAGAGUUUUUUUUAAUGACAAGCUACCAGGAGAACCUUCCUUUAUCAAGUCUAAAGCAUUUCUGAGCAAGACAACACAUAGAAUUCAAAGUUGAGUUGUGAUACAGGGGUUAAAGCAACAUGAGUGCAGGUAAGACAGGUUUGAUAGAACAUAGACACCAUUCUUGCAGAGGGUCCUAAAUAUCUUAUGUGAAGAUCAUAGAGUGAGGGGGGGGGGGAAGAGUAUUAAUAUAAAGAAUGCAUGAAUUCCUAUCCAAGAGUUACAGGAUAUACAUGAAGGCCUAUAUCCAGCAUACACACCCCAAACUCAUGUACAUGUACACAGGGCCCGUCACUCCAGGGGGCCCUGCCGCCAUGCGGACCCCUGCGACCGGGUACCCCCUGCCAUUUUUUCCGGCCCGCAUGGCAAACCGCUAAGGCCGCUGUCCAAGUGUUCCAUUGGGUGACCCAUGCUGUUCGGGCCACACGAUGGAGAUGGAUUGACAAGGGGCCAGGUCAGCGCUGCGGCGCUUUAACAGCACGACCAGGCCCCCUGUGAUGAGAUCACACCCUGGGAGGAAUUGACUGCAUGUCACUUCUCCCAGUUAACACACACAGCCUGCACGGGAGGAAGCAGAGGUAGUCAGAAUGGGAACUCUGACUCACAUCAACCUGAGCCACCACUGGACCCCAGGGAAAGUCACCCUCCUGCACCUAAAAGGUAGGAAACAGGAGGGGGACUUAAACAUAGUCUGUCUGUGUGUCUGUCUGUAUGUAUGUGUGUGUCUCUCUCUGUGUGUGUGUCUGUCUCUGUCGGGGGGAGGGAGGCGGGGGUGGGCAUGGAUCAGUUUCGCACCGGUGGGCCCCAUGGAUAGUGUGUAUGCCACUGCAUGUACAUACACAGUAUACAUACAAUAUACAUAUAAAUACAACCAAAUGCCCAAAUAUAUGUACAUGCACACAUACACAUAAUCCACACCCAAGCACCAAUACAUGUACCUACACAUACCAAUGUGCCUACACAUACAUAGACCCAUAUAUAUAUAUAUAUAUAUGUACACAUACACCUAUUCACAUAUACAUACGUGUGUGUGUGUGUGUGUGUGUGUGUGUAUAUAUAUAUAAUAUGUGUAUAUAUAUGUGUAUAUAUAUGUAUACAUACAUGCUCAUAUACACAAAUAUAAAUGCACAGUCACAUAUUUAAACAUGCAUGCAUAAGUCUAUACAUAGUACUUUGUAUAUAGAUGGAAUAAACAUAUUGGUAUGCAUUAAAAUGUUGAUACAUAUAACAGAACAGAAAGAUAAUGCUGGGGGAGUGUUCAUGUAAAGUGUUGGUAGUGGGACAGGAAACCCAAAUCAAUAUUUUGUCGUUUGUUCUUGCUGUUAAACAAUUUGAUCAUUCUGGCUUUAAAAUGGUUUCUGUCUUGGGUAUUUUUAAAAACCCCUUUCAGUACUUUUGAUUUUUAGGUCCUUCAUUGAGUGGCCAGGCUGGGUCUCACAGGAGUGCAGUACGGUUUUUCUUUGUGGUGUUUAAUGGAGUGUCUGUGCAUAUUCAUUCUGCCAUUUAAUUGCUGGGUGGUUUCCCCAAUGUAGCAUCCUAGGUGGCAUUUGGUGCAUUGAAUCAUAUAUACCACAUUGCUGGAUGUGCAGGAGUAUUAACCUAUGCUGUAGGUUUUAUUGUUGUGUGAAACUGUGUUGUCUGCAUAUGUGCUGACACCGUUUGCAGCAAGGUUUUUUGCAUUGACUGGUCCCAUUUUAAUUAUUCUUCCCAUCAGUGGGUAGCUUCCUUUUGUUUGAUUUUUGUUGGAAGUUUUGUGGUUGUCUGAAGGCCAAGAUGGGUGUUUCAGAGAAAAUGUUUUUUCAGAGUCUCAUCUUCUGUUAACAUUGGUUGUAGGUCUUUAAUGAUUUUCAGUAUUUCGUCAAGACCUGGGUUGUAGGUGGCACUCGUGCAGAUAUAUUUUUUUUUCUCUGUACUGAAUCAGGCACGUGCAUGGAGUUUUUACAGUAGAGUUGAUUCGUUUGGUAAUAGUCUCUGGUUUGUAGCCUUUCUGUCUCAUAGAUUGGGAGAGUACAUUUUAGAUGGGAAUUACGGUCAUUAGGAUCAGAGCAUAUGCAAUGGUACAUAGUGGCUUGGUUGUAGUUGAUGCCCUGUUUAGUAUGGGAGGGGUGGAAGCUGGAGCUGUGUAGGUAACUGCACCUGUCUGUGGGUUUACUGUAAACCGAGGUGUGGAUUGUGCCAUUGUUCCAUGUCACAGUGGUGUCCAGAAAAUUCACAGAUCUAGUGGAAUAUUCCAUUUUUAGUUUGAUGGAUGGAAUGUGUUGAGUCAUGGAACUGUAUCAGUUUUUCUUUGCUUUCAGUCCAAAUUAUGAAGAUAUCAUCGAUAUAGCGAUAAUAUUUGUAUGGUUGGGUGUACUGUAUUUCUAGGAAUCUCUGUUCAAGAUCUGCCAUAAACAGAUUAGCAUGUUGGGGUGUUAUCGUAGUGCCCAUGGUUUGUAGGUAAACCUCUUUGUUAAAAACUGAAAUAAUUAUGUGUGAGGAUGAAUAGUGCCAGUUCUGUGAUAAUUCACGGGCUGAAUUUUUGGUUGUCGGCAUAAAAGAGGAAAUGGAAGCUAGCAUUGAUGCCAUCUGCAUUGGUGAUUUGGCUGAGUUUAUUAAGGAAGUCGGUUGUGUCUUUUAUGAAGCUGUUGGUGUUGGUGACUAGAGGUUUUAAGGUAUUUUCUACCAGUCCUGAGAUCUGUAAUUAUGGGUCUUCCUGGAUUACCUGCUUUGUGGAUUUUGGGAAGCAUAUAGAAAGUGCCCAUGUAGGGACUAGUUGGUAUGAGUAAUUGCAGUUCUAGAUGUGAAUUCUCAGGGAAGGAUUUAAUGAGCUCCCUAAGUUUUAAUGUAUAUUCCUUGGUGGGGGUCUUAAUUUUAGUUUUCUAUAGUAUUUGUCAUCUGACAGUUGCCUGUCCCCCUCUUUUAUAUAGUCCUGUGUGUUUAUUAUCACUACUGCUCUUCCCUGGUCUGCUGUUUUGAUGGUGAUAGCAUGAUUAUUUUUCAAGUCAUUUAUAGCCGUUUGUUCCUGUACUCAGAUUAUGAAACCUUUCCUUUUGCUUGGUUGUCAAGGAUACUGUUCUUAGACGGAAACUUUCAAUGCAACUGUCCAGUUUGGCAUUUCGUGCUGGAUUGAAAUUAGUGUUCUUUAUCCUGUUAUCCAUUGUGGUUCAAGUGCUCUCUUUGUCAUGGAAGUAUUCCUUAAGUCGCAUCCUUCUGAAAAAUUCUUCCAUGUCAGAGUAGAGUCCAAUGUCAUAAAGUUUUGUGCUAGGGCAAAAUGACAAUCCUUUGGAGAGAACUGAUGCUUCUGAGUCAGUUGAUAAUCCGAAAUGUUAACAAUACCCGAUUUCUCUUGCCAUUUCUCUUUCUCUGCCAAAUGGUCGUGAUAAUCUGGAGUCUGAUGAGAUUAUUAUUUUUCUUCUUAAAAAAAAUCCUGUUGUUGCUUUUUGUAAAUAUAGUGUAGAUCAUGUUCUAGUUGUUCAGCAAUAUAUAUUAUCCUCGCGUAGAUAUUGUUUGUUGUAUGCUAUAUUUCUUGUUGUAGAGCUGGUGGAUGAGAUGGUUCCUUAGUUUCUCACUAGUGCAUUUAUACAGGUUUUCAGCAUACUGCGAUUUGUGUAUAGUAGCAAGUGAAUUUUUGAUUUUUAGGCCUUUGGGGAUCAGCUGUCUUUUCAUGCAGAUGGAUAGAAAGUGUAUGUCGCUGUUGAGCUGUACUUCUUUUGUGGUCAUCUUCUAGAUUUGCUUUGGUAGAUAUAAAGGUCCCUGCCCACAGGCUCAAACUAUAUCAAUGCCAGGUGCCAGCCAGGACUAGCAAAUCCAAAUGAAUGAAGGAGAAAGCUGCACUCACGGUCUUCCUUUACAAUUUCCAAGUAUUUGUUGGAUAUGCAUUAAAAAUAAACGUUUCAGUCCUGCUUCAAGGCUUUCAAGUACAAUCCAAGACAAAUAUAUAGGUAAGAAAUAAGUGGAAAAUAAACUCCCUACAGGUGCUGUGAAUUGCCAGCGGCAUCCUUCUGGGUUACUGGUGCAUGUGCAUUAAAGCUCUGCCCCCAGACAUGACAUGAUGCCGUAUGUGCGCUACUGCGCUCGUCACGUCGCCUUGGAAACACGGCAUACAAAAUAGCCGCUGCCAUGGCGAUGGCUGAACGUUUAGAAGUGAAAAACGAGGAAUAGUGGAAGCAUCCAAAUGUCAGAAUUUCUGAAAUUCAUCCGCAUUUGUAUUCGGGACGAAAUGAAUUGCACAUGUCUAUUAAUGCUUAUUUUAUGUGGGGUAUAUAUGUAUACACACGUUAAGUUUUCACCUGAGGAAGACCUAAAUUGGUUGAAAUGCGUUGUGCUCCUGUUUUCUUGUUUAUUUGAAUAUUUUAUGUUUUAUCACAAUAAAUUUCUUACCUGGUUCCUGACUCUUCCUGGAUUUACUUCAGCUCCAGUGGUACCAUAUUUGCUGCUUAUUAUCCCUAUGGUGGAUGAACUGCGCUUAUAGUUUAGAGCCAACUUUUAAAGGCUCUGAUAAUUGUGUGUUCCAUUUUUACCCUGGAAUUCUAUUACUGUGUAUUACAUGUUACACUAUGAUAUUUUUUAUGCUUAUGCUAUGCAGGAUCAAAUUAUUUUACUGAAAAAGGUUUGUUAUAUAACUAAAGUAAAAUAUAAUAAUUGUUUGCGCUUUCACCUUUUGCACUUAGUUGUAUCUAUUUGAGUGUAUUUAGUGACAAUACGUUCAGGUGUGUUUUGUGCUGCACUGAGCUAUAUAGUUAAAUAACACCACCUACACCUUCAUUUUCCAGGUUUUGUUAUUUAAUUUACUGUUGGUCGUAAAGUGUCUAUCACCUUCUGGGGUCUUUGUAUAAUAAGUGGGAGUUUUACUAACCUAAACCUGCUGCCAUGAUCUUCCUGCUGCUCCUCUUCAGCUCCGGUACUUGAUCUGCAAAGAGCUCAUGUUGGUAGUGUAGUCUUGCGCAUGUGUGAGAAUACCGUACAGAGGUCUAUGGAUGAUCCUGCGAGACUAUAGGAUCAUUUUAUAGAUAUUGUCUUGUGAGGAGUGAGAUUAUACCUUAUUCGCUAGCAAAGGCUGGGGGAAGUGACGGUAGACAAAGGUCUUUGUCAAGUUUUGUCAAGCAUAGAAAAAAAAAUACAUAAGGUGACACAGUCCCUACUUUGCCUUAUGUAUAUUAGUAGAAAUAGAACAAAAAAGGACAGUUUAGGAGUAAGGAAGAGGAACAGAUAGAAGUUGGGUAAGUAUAGGCUAACAGGGCCGCUUUAAAAAAAAAAAAAAGUCUUCAAUUAUUACAAGGCAAUAUCUCUGUUAUCAAUUUCUGUUUUCUGGCUGGCACCCUUCCCUUUCUUAAAGGGAUACACCCACACAUGAUUGUUACAGCUAGUUGUGCUUUUUUUUUUUUUUAAUUUGGCAUCAGUCACUUCCUCGUUUAGUGUUUGCAAAGGUCUGCUGUACAUCACUAAAUUAAGCUAUCUGACACUAGACUCCAAUGAGAUGGGCACACAGGCUUCUGAAUGUUUUUAAGACUGACCAUGGGAAUUACUGAAGCCCCCUUUUUCCACCACAAAAAGUCUGUUUUGAGAAAUCUGAUUUGUUUUAAUGGGAGUACUACCCUCAAUCAUUUCCACUGACUUUUGUGUUUUUUUUUUUUUGUUUUGUUAUUUUCCAGAACACAGACACACAGGGAUUGGCAGUGCCAACACCAUCCAUUCCAGCUACUUUUCCUGACAAUGGGUACCAAGGUAUGAACUGAAAAUUUUGUUUUAUGGCAAAAUAAAUAAAUAAAAAUGUUUAUAAAUAAAGUGUGUGUGUGUAUAUAGGGUUUGGUAUUCUGAAAAAAGUAUGUUUUGCUUAGCUACUUACACAAUUCAGCCAUCUAAAAGAGACUGAGACCCGGCACAACACUACACAAAACAGAUUAUAUAUUUUUUUUGUACCCUUCAAAAUGUGAAUACGCAAUAAAUAUGUCUAAUGAUGUUGAACAGAGAAUGAAAAAUAUAUUGCUUAGCAGGGCUGCCAUCAGGAAUGUUGGGGGCACCUAACACAGCUCAAGGUCUGGGCCCCUCGGGGCCUGCCUCCAAAUCCUGCCCCCAGGGCCCGCCUCCAAAUCUUCCCAAAUGGAAGCAGUGUUUGUAGAGUGGAUACAGGGUGUGUGUUUUGUGGAUGCAGUGUGUGUUUGUGUAUUGGCUGCAGUGUGUGUGUUAGUGCAUGUGUAGUGGCUGAAAUGUCUGUGUAGUAGAUGCAGUGUUUGUGUGUGUGUGUGUGUGUGUGUGUGUAUAUAUCUCUCUCACACACACACACACACACACACACACAAUUUGUGUUUGAAUGUAAGAAUGUUCUUGUAUGGAGUACCCUGAUACAAAAGGACACAGACAUAUAGGCAUACUGACAUACACAUACAGACUGACAGUCUCCCAGCAAUUAUACGGCCGCAGCGCUGACGGGCCCUGGAAGAUAUAUGGCCCACCGGAUGACCCUAAAUACUUGGGCUAUACGAUGGGGCCCUAUCAGCGUGCGGGCCCCUGGUGCAGUUCCGCCUCUACACAUGGGACCAGGCGGCCCCGAUGGCAGCCCUGUUGCUUAGUUUGGAAACCCAUCCGUGACUUAAAUGUUUGUGUGUAAUAUAUGUAAAAUGUAUGUAUUUUCAAAUACUGUGAUUUAUAUUUGUUUCUAAUAGUAGUAGACACUCUACUUAUAAUGGCUAACCAUGGGUUAUCAAUUUACUUUUCUACUUAAGGUAAUGGGUCAAAAUUAAAUGGAAACUACCGAAUGUGCAGCUCAGUUGGAGAUUUGAGACAAAUGAACUACUAUGAAGACAACCUUGAUGAAGAAAUCCCUGCACCACCAUCUGUGCCGCCACCUCCUCCACCAACCAUGCCACCACCUCCUCCCCCUAUUCUACCUCCACCUAACGAGAGUCCACCAUCAUCUACAAUAUCCUCUCCAGCUUCUCCAAGCCCACCUGACUUUAUACCACCAACACCAAAUUAUUCUACGCCUGUGGUACAAAAUUCUGUUGCUCCUGUUCCCACCAACAUUAUGUCAGUGGGUGAACAACACCAGCAAAUGCAAAAUGCCACCAAGUGGAAAUCUGAAACUCGUCUCAAUUCAUUACCAACAGAUGGACCUGUGGGUUUGCCUAAUCGUUUUUCCUUAAAUCCGAAUAUACUGUAUAAACCUGGGCAGACAAACCAUUACGCAGAACCUCAUUCUACAUUGCCACGGUCCUUCAAAAUUCCUCCUCCUGCCCCAACUAGGAUCUCUUCUAUGCAAACUAUGUUCCAGCAAAGUGAUUAUACAAAUAUCAAUAAUGCAAACGAACCUCCAAGCUCACCAGUUCCCUCAAGUUUUAACCCUAAUGUCCAAGCAAAGCUCUUCACUAUCGCCCAAGGACAAAAAUCUUUAAAUGAUACAUUAAACAAGAGAAAAUCCAUGCUAAUAAUGGAAGAUCCACACUCUGCUAUUCAGAGCAUAGAUCAAAUAAUUGAAAAGGCUGCUAAUAUGGAGUCAACUGGAGUUGAACAAAAGUUUAAUUCCAUUGUAAUUAACCAAAAAGCAUUAAAUCCAUCACCAAUGGUUUCAGUUAAAAAUCAGACUAAUGCAGAAUCUAAACGUCCUCAGAACAGUACAGAGUUUAAUAAUAUCACACAUGAGGUGGUCAAUGACUCAGAAUAUCUGUCUGAAGCCCCACCCACACCACCACCACCUACAGCCCCUCCACCCCCACCACCAUCCAUGGCUCCGCCAAGUCCACCAUUGGUGCCUCCACCACCUGUCUCAAGAGCACCAGCAAUACCAUCUACAGGUUCACCUGCUCUAUCUCCAAUAACACCAGCAUUGAAUCCUCCAGUGGCUCCACCUGCGCCUACAUAUAUUGCUCCCUUGCCUACUAUUUCUCAAAAGUCUCCUUCACUGUCUAAAAAAAGUGGGAUAAUCACUCCUGCACCACCAUUAAUGGUUCCCCCACCUCCACCACCUAAGGCACCCCCAGCACCUCCACCAUUACCACCACCUGCAACUCCAUCUAACCAAUCCUCACAGCAACCUUUACUCAAGGCACUGCAGGCAAGAGAGGAAAGUCUUAAACAGAUUCAGAGAAAGAAUAAAAUUGAGAUUAAACCUGCUGAACCACCUUUGAACUUGAACAAUGAUGAUGAUCAGAAAAAUAGAGUUGGUAAAAUCAAGGAAGAGCUGGAAGCCCUCUUGUCAUCACCAAAGAAAGAUGACAAGAAAAUGUUCAACCUCAAUAAUUCACGACCAGGAAUGGAAGGAAAUAAGAAGCAUCUUAAUGUCAAGAGUGGAGAAAAUACAUUGGUUAACUCUUUAAUGUUGAAAGUCCCUCUCUUACCUUCCAAACCUGAGAAAGAGGAUACUGAUGCAGAUAACUCUGAGUGGGUUCCUAAAAGUAACAAUAAGGAUAUUAAAAUUCCUGAGCCAGACUAUUUUCCACUCAGAAAUACAAAAGACUCUGUUUCUAAAACACCUCCUAUAGAAGUGAAAAAUACCCCAGUAUUCCCACCUCCAGUGCAGGUACCGCCUUCACCACCAAAAGCAACAAAUAUAUCAAAUAUUGGAAAUAAUCCAGUGACCUCAUACAAGGCACAUCAUCAAAGGAAAGCUUCAGCAGGUAGCUGGACAUUUGAUACAGAGUCAUCAAAAUCCGAUACAGGGCCAAGUGUAGAGAAAGAUAAUGUCUCUGAAUCUGAAGAAAUCCCAUCACCAAAACAAACGUCCACACAAUCUCCAACUUCUCCACAUGACAGUGUACAUGAACAUCCUAGUACUGGAGAAAAAAUUGAUGCUGGAUCACCAAUGGCAUUGCUAUUGGCAGCAAAGAAGCGUGCCCAAAAUGGACCACGAGCUCGAUCUACCGACCGUAGUAGUUUGCCUAAAGUUUCUGUUACAAAUGGAUUCGUUACCAGUUCAUUCACCUCUCAGCAUAGAGAUGGGAAUACAAACACUUUUGUUGUUGUGCCCAAUCAAGAGACUAGACGACAGGUUUCUCAAGAAGGUGGUUUGGUUUCUCUAAGUGACACUUCAACUGGAGCUAAUCGUAUGAGCAUUGAUACAGAAAGCUCUCAAAGUAAAUCAAGCUGGAGAAACUUUGAAUUUCAAACCUCAAAUGUAGGUGGUGCACCUCCGUUCAGAGAGGAUGAAGUCUUCAGAGGUCAAAGGACACAAUAUGACAGAAUUAUGGAUAUUUCUGUAAAUCCAGACAUACUGACCAAAAGUGAUGACUAUCGGAGUUACAAAUCAGAACUCCAGCAUAGUCAAAUGCAGUCUAGAAUUGAUUCUCCAGUUUCUAACAACAUGUUGCACCAGAAUGACUUACCCCACUUUAAUAUUUCCUCUUUUCCAUCCCCCACUCCAGCCCCAAAACCCAUUGAAGACCUGGAGUUUAAAAUUAUUCCACCUCCUGCAGAAUUCAUGAACAGUCCAGAGCCAAGUAUGAAUGAUCUUGGUAAGCAAAACAGAACAUCGAUUUAUAGUGAUGGUAUGAAGUCUGAUUUUGGCAUGCCAAUCAAUGAAUUCAAUUCUAGAACAAAUAAUUCCUUGGCAUCACAAACAACUGAAAGCACCAGGGAUUACAAUAGAUACACUAGUACUGAUUACAAUACUGGAGUCACCAGAGAUUCACAUAAAAGCUCUCUCAUUAAGAAACGAUUGUAUAUGCCUGAGCCAGAAGCCCCUAGAAAUUAUGGAAAAAACACAAGUUCUUUAAGAUCUUCUUCAGGUUUGUCCAUGCCUUACAGUCAAAUGCAAAUUCAGUCUAGUUCCACUAUGGCUGCAGACCCACGUCGUUCCACUGCUCCUACAUCAAGAUACCUUGCACAGGGCAGGAGAGUGUCCUCUGAAAAUCUAAAUAGAAUGGCACCUGUGAAUGACCUGAAAUACAAACCUUCAAAUCCAGAAUAUCCUGUCAACAAAGCCACAACCAGGUACAGUUUACAGUUUAAUUUGAUAGAUUAUAAGUAUUAUAAGAUUAUAAAUUCUCAACCCCCUAGUAACCUCACCCUAAAAUUAGUGAGGGGGAGACAAUAAAACUAAAUACCUGAAAAAGAAAAAUCAUACUUACCAUUAGAAGUCUUUUUUUUCUAAACCUUCUUUUUUUCAGCCCCAAAAAAACCAUAAUACCCGUCGAACUUAUCAAGUACAAAAAAAAAACCUGAGCGCCCCCCAAAAAAAAUCAAACAUGCUAAAAAUUAAUCCAUCUUCACUCGGCGAGGGCAUGGUGCAGACUGAACGGGGCGGGGAAAGGCUUAGAAAGCUUGGAAUCCAACCAAUCAGAGUGCUAAUCAUUUUACACAGUGUGGGAAAAUGCCCCCCCCCCCCUUAUUGUAACUUAGGGCCCCCACCCUCAUGGGUGAGGGCCAGGGGGAGGACAAUAGGUCCAUCCCCCCAUUUUCAUUUAGGGCCCCCACCCCAUUUAGUUACACGGUCUACAAAACUGCAAUGUUUUACAAUGCAGGGUGACAGCGGCUCUGUCAAAAUCUGAGGACUUUGCAUAAUUUGCAAGACCUCCAAUGGUAACUUUGUUGCUGGGGUCCAGUGGCCAGGGGGGCCGGCAAAGGUGAGUUUAACUUACCUGAACCUGUCCAUCGUGGGUGCCACAAUCUUCGUUUUCUCUAUAGAUGGUGCCAACUUCUUGUGGCUAUUUCUGGUGCCUGUUGGGGGGUUGACACUUCUAGAUGACAGUAGCUCCACCAAAUGUAAGUGUCAGGCAUAGGCAAAAUACUGAGGCAAAGUAGCCUUUACUUUAUUGCAGUAUAUCUUUUGACUGAGUUGGCAUUUCAGUGAAAUUCCAACACAGUCAAUAUGAGCGUUUCAUAAAGACGUUGUUUUCCGCUUUAAAACUACAACUUUGUUGAUGUUAAUUGGUCUGGUGACUUUUCUGGUACUUUUAAAAAAAGACCAGUCAUGACCUUUUGUGAAAAGCAAAAACAAAACUCUGGGAGCCUGGGAAGACAUGCAAGCAACACGCAGAUUGCGGAGAAAGUUAGGGAACAGAUAUGGACCAGGAAGACUGGGGAGACAUUUAGGGAAAAGACAGGCUAAUUGAACAUUUACGGAGAAGACACUGGGAGAUAAUUAUCCAAACGAGAAACAAAUUAAAUAUUUGGGAAACAGAGCGACCUUUUUUAGGAGAAAAGACGCAGUGAACAGACGUUUAGGAUAACACACGCGCACACAUACAUUUUAAUUUAUAUAAACCCCCAAUGUCUCGUACACCGUCACAACAGUUUACAUAUAGUCACACUAUAUACAUAUACACCAAUUUAAAAUCUGCACAAUAUAAUCAGUGUCCUUAUCCUUCAGAUGAGCCAUACCUGAAUGCAGUGCCUGGGGGAGAAGGGAGCCAGUCUUUAGGAGAUUCAUUCUGUUUCUAAUGUGUGUACAGGAGAGCUGUGCACUCUGAACACAGGUUCAGUAUCACAGAGUAGAGUCAUCCGCUCCGAGAAGAGGCUGCUCAGCAUGGGAGAUGCUAUGCUUGAGGGUGGCCAUGGAGCCUUUAAACCAGCACUCACACACAGAGUGCCCCCCCACAGGUCAUUGCUCCUAUUAAAAAGUAAACCUGGAGAUAUACUAAAUUCUAAGUACGUGUAAUCCUAGAGCUAUAUUCCCUCUAAAGGGAUGCACAUAGAGGUCUAAAUUCCAACAUCCCUGGUAUUUUGUUCAUUCCUGUGAAGACCGUUCUGGACCAUAUAAAGUCAGAUGUGUGCAGAAUCAGUAGGCAUGCACAAUGGGUGUGGCAGGUGUGCUUAGACAAACCCCAUAAUGCAGGGCCAAAUGGUUCUCUCUUUCUCCUUGUUUAUAAUGGGCUUUAAAGCCGUUGUGGCGGCAUAGAACGUCGUAAUGGCUUUCUACCCCUGGAGCUCCGGUGGACUUACCUCUGCCACUAUCCUCUUCGAGAGGACUGCCUGACAGCCCAGGUAGCCCACCUACGGCAAAUCAGGCCCCCGGGGGGCCAUGUGAUUGCUCUCAAAGAGCGAUCACGUGGCCCCCUAUAGCUGGCUGUGGAUCUGCCAGCAGGGGGACUGUCUGGCCUGUCAGACAGUCCCCAUGCUGGUGGGUAGUGUAAAAAAUAAAAAUAAAAAUGUUGUUAUUUAUUUAACUUAUUUAAAAUAAAUUAAAUGUGUGUGUGUGUGUGUGUGUGUAUAUAUAUAUAUAUAUAUAUAUGUAACGUCAUAUGUAGUUUUUUUAAUAUAAGUACAUAUAUUAGUAUUAAAAUACACUUAGAAUGAAGUUGCAUAUAUAUAUAUUACAUAUAUAUUAUAUAUAUAUAUAUAUACCUAUAAUUACAAUAAUAAAUAAAAUAUAUAAAAAAAAUUAUAUAAAAUAUGUAAUUUCAUUCUAACUGUAUUUAUUUUAUUAAUAUAUAGAUAACAAAAUACACUUAGAAUAUAUAUAUAGAGAGAGAUAGAUAUAUAUUGCAAAUAUUAGAGAAAAUGUACUGAUACCGUAAUUUUAUUUUCCUGGCUUUUAUUCAUGGCAGUAUUUAACAUAUGGGUUUAGCACCUCCCUCUAGCCCUCAGGACAGGAAACACAAUCAAUUAAACAAUUAAGCAUACCUUCUCCUAGUAUAAUAGUGACCCCAGUAGCAUCCACACCUCAGUCCACUAACAAGACGAAUAUACCAAGAGAGGGUGGGAAACCAAAUGCUGCCAUGAAUAAUAGCCAGGAAAAGAAAAUUACGGUAAGUAUCAAUACAUUUUCUCUAUUCCUGGCUAAUCAUGGCAGCAUUUAACAUAUGGGAUUCCCAAAGCAAUAACCACUCAGGGAGGGUAAUUCAUGCUACAAAAAAUUGUUUACUAUUAACGUAAGGCUUAUAAGAGUUCAAAACCGAUAGGCCGAACUCUGAAUCAGAACGAGAUGAGACAUCCACUCUGUAGUGAUGCACAAAGGUUUUUUUAAAGAUGACCAAUUGGCAGCUUUACAGAUGCUCUCUGCAGGGACUCCAGACUCUGCUGCCCAUGAAGUAGAAAUGGAUCUUGUGGAAUGAGCCUUUUGUCCUUGGGAACUGGUACAUGUUUUGUCCUGUAUGCUCUAGAAACAGCCUGAACUGUCCAGGAAUGAAGGGUUGCUACAGAAGCAGCUUCACCUUAUGAGAACCCCAAGGUAUCACAAACAAUUGGGGAGACUUUCUCCAAGUAGGUGAGCAUGCAAUAUAUGUGGAAAGACACCUCCUUAGGUCUAGUGUAUGACUUCUUUCUUCCUCAGGAGAAGAAGGGUCUUGAAAAUACCCCGGCAGAACAAUCUCUUGAUUCAGAUGGAAGGAUGUAACAACCUUCGGAAGGAACUCAGGUCUAGGCCGUAGCACAACUCUAUUAUCGAAGAAGGUAGUGAACGGUUCCUCAGAUGACAGUGCAAUAAUGUCUGACAUUCUCCUAGCUGAGACUAAGGCCAGUAACAACAGGGUCUUUAGAGAAAGAACCUGCAUCGGGACCUCAUCAAUAGGUUCAAAGGGAUGUUCCGUUAAGGCCUGCAGAACCAGAGGCAAAUUCCAAGGAGCUGAGAAUUUUUUGAUAGGUCUAAUCCUAAUGACAGCUUUGAAGAAGCGAAUCACAAUGGGAUUUAAUGCCCAACGAAUACCAGAAAGAGCUGAGCAGUGUACUUUAAGAGUGUUAAGUUGAAGGCCCCUCUCCAGGCCUGCUUGCAGGGAACCUAAAUCUUGAACCGUGGAAUUACUCCAUCGUGCAAAGGCUUCCUAUAUCUUAUGGUAGGUAGAGGAAGUAGACUAAUUCCUAGAACGUAACAGGGUUGAGAUUAUCUGGUCCGAAAGGCCAUGGUCAACUAGAGAUUGCCUCUCAAUAGCCAUGCAUGGAGCCUGAACUUGUGAGGCUCUGGAUGAAAGACUGGACCCUGAAUCAGCAGAUCUUCCGAGACCGGAAGCUCCCAAGGCAGGUCCUUUGAUAACCUCUGUAACAGGGGAAACCAAGGGCGAUGAGGCAAGAAGGGAAGAACAGCUAUCACCUUGCAAUGCUCCUUGGAGAGCUUUCUCAGAACAGCGUGGAUGAGGGGAAUUGGAGGAAAGACGUAGGCUAGAUCGAAUUCCCAUUUGAUGGAUAGAGCAUCCUGAGCAACUGCCUUUGGAUGGUAUCUUCUUGAAACAAAGCACGGAGCCUGGGUGUUCUGAAUAGUUGCCAUGAGGUCCACUUGGGGAGGACCCCACUUCUGGACCAACCGAGCGAAGAUCCUCCUGGAAAGUUGCCAUUCUGAUGCUUCUAUCAGGUGUCUGCUGAGAAAGUCUGCUAACACAUUCUCCUUUCCUGGGAGAUAGGUGGCACACAGGCCCGCCACAUGAGUCUGAGCCCAGGUCAUAAUGGGAACGAUUUCCUUCAUCAUGGCUACACUCCUUGUCCCACCUUGAUGAUUUAUAUAGGUAGCAGCCUCUUUGUUGUCCACUCUCAACUUGAUCCAGGAAUGCCGGAUGAUGUGUUGAAAAUGAAGAAGUGCUAGAAAGCUAGCUCUCAGUUCCCUGAUGUUGGAAGGUAAGCAUUGGGUCCUUAGAGGCCAUUUUGAAAAAGUAGAUUCCAUAAAUGUGCCCCCCAUCCGGUCUGACUGGCGUCUGUCGUGAUGACCACCCAAUCUAUUUCCAUCAAGGGAAACCCUCGGGAGAUGUUUUCCCAUGAAUUCCACUGAAGGAGCUUCUGUUUUAGAACAAAAGGAAUGCGGAUCAAUCUCUCCCAAUCCCUCGAGCUGGUCCUGAAAUUCUUCAAAAAAAUUUGUUGAAGAGGGCGAAAGUUCCACCGUGCCCAUCUGACAAGCUCUAAUGUGGAGGAAAGAGUCCCCAGAAAUCUCAUAAACUCUCUCGCAAAGGCCGAAAUUUUCAGUCUGAAGCUCCUCAUACGAUCUUGAAGUAUGAGCUUUCUGUCGUGUGCGAGGGAUAAAAUCGCUGUUUGUAUUGAAAUUUGCUCCCAGGAAUACCAGUUCUCUUGAUGGAUGCAAAUGACUCUCUUUUUGUGAUUGAUGAGCAAACCGAAACGAGAGUGUGUCGAGGACUAGUUGUCUGUGUUGGAACAUGGAUUUUAAGUCCGGGGCCACUACCAGGAUGUCGUCCACGUUGUGAAACACAGCUACACCUUCUUUUCUGAGAAGAGCGGAAUCAGAGUGAAUUUUGCCCUUUUCCAAAAUGGCUGUUUCGCGAUCUCGCGACACCUGAGCGCAUGUGAGCUCCUUUAAAGGUACAGAGCGUGAAAUUUGAAAUGGCGGUAUUACAGUAUCAAACGCUUGUUUCUUUUCCCUUUAAAGAUACAGUGCUCUAUUAGAGUGUUUUCUUAAGCUCUGCAAAAUACUUUUCUCAUUUAUAAUAAUCCAAAUGUUUAGGCUGGGAAUGCAUUACCUUUUUUAAUGUUCUUAGCCCUACUGUCAGUAUGGAUCCCCUUCUGCAAAAUCAACGAGAUCUGCAAUAGGUCAUAGGUGAGCAACACAUAUAUUUUUUUUCACGUUACUAAAAAGAGUGCAUGGAGGGUACAGUCUUAUGACUUCUGUGUCUUACACCCCUCGAGAGCGGUCCUGUCUCAGAUCCCCAUUGAGGAGAAGGGAAAAAAUGGCAGCCUGCCCUGGAUGUGGUGCAAGGCCAAUGGAUAACUGCAGGAGAUGCUUAGCCAUGGUUGCAGGAGAGUCAGAAGUCACCGCAAGCCUCUACCUCUUCAGCCAAGGAUAUUGUUUACUGGAUUAAGCAGGCAGUGGUGGAGGGAAUUGCAGAAUCUAAUAAAGGUAAAAGAUCAAGAGGUGAGACCUUCGGCAUGGACUCAGAUCAGUCUGACGACGACUACAGACAGGCUUCGGCUUACCUGGAUUUAAAGCCAAUCUCAUCCAGCGAAGAGGAGUAUAUGGAACAGCCUUGCUCCUUGGACUCCAAAGCUAUGGAGCACUUGAUUAUGGCAGUCAGGAGAACAUUGGAUUUGCCUGAAGAGGCUAAGGAAUGUUCAGCUUCUGACAGACAUUUUGAUGAUUUGCACAAGAGAAGACCUUCCUUUCCAGUUCACAGCUCCUAUUAAAGACCUGAUGCGGAGCGAGUGGCAAAAUCCAAGUAAAAGGAUUACUAGUCAAGGAAGGCUUUCUAAAUUAUACCCGAUUUAAAGAGGAGGAUUCCAGAAUGUGGACAACGGUCCCAAAGGUUGAUGCUUCUAUUAUUAAGGUAGCAAAAAGAUCCACGCUUCCAAUUGAUAGCAAUGCUUCCCUAAAGGAACCAAUGGAUAAAAGGAUUGAUGCUGAUAUAUCUAAAGUAUUCAUGACAGCGGGAUUAGGAUGUCAUCCGGCUGUAUCCAUUUCUGCUUUGUCAAGAGCCUUGCGUUCCUGGAUACUUGAUUUGGAGGAAGACCUAGAUAAAGGUGUAAGCAGACGUUAGAUGGCGGAAUCCUUGAGGGAUAUCAAACUCGCAAGUGACUGGCAUUUGGAAUACUCUACUGACCUUAUUAGAAUUCUUUCUAAGGUUAUGGCUCAUUCAGUCACCGCUAGAUGGGCACUUUGGCUGAGAUCCUGGGGAGCAGACCUUUCCUCUAAGAAUAAUUUGUGCACCCUUCCUUUUAUGGGAGAAGUACUCUUUGGGAAGCCGCUGGAUGAAGCUAUUAAAAAAGUGGCCGAGGUUAAACAGGUCAUGCUGCCACAAGAUAGACGUCCCAAGAGACCUCAUCUGGACUGUAGACCUUUCAGGGAUCAAGGCUAUUUUAGAGAAAGUAAGACCUACAGACCGGGCAGAGAAUUUGCUAGGCAUUCCAAUUGGAAGAGCAGUCAGAACAUCAAAUCUUCUAGGGGCAAGACGCAAAACUCUUUCUUUCGCCCCAACAAGCAAUUCUGAAGGUGGCUUACUCCAGGUUCCUUGAGCGGGAGCACAUCUGUCAUUCUUUCAGAGGGCCUGGGAAAUCAUUCCAGAUGCUUGGGUAAGGUCCAUUAUCACCGGAGGUUAUCCUCUGGAAUUCGAAGAAUUUCCUCCUCCACCAAGGUUUAUUCGAACAAGGCUUCCUACCAACAGCCAAAAACUAGAGAUUUUUAACUCUUUAUGUCAACAAUCUUCUUCUAGAAGAAGCCAUCGUCCCUGUACCCAUGAGAGAAAGAUUCCAGGGAUAUUAUUCUCCCCUGUUUUUGGUCAAGAAACCCAAAGGGAAAUGGAGACCUAUAUUAGACCUCCACCAGCUCAACCUUUAGCUGAGAGUUAGAAGAUUUUGCAUGGAAUCCAUUCGUUCCAUUGUUCCUGUUGUUCAUCACAAAGAUUGGUUGAUCUCGGUAGACCUCAGGGAUGCAUAUUUUCAUGUCCCUAUCAUGGUCAAGCACCAGAAGUUUCUCAGAUUUUGUGUCAGGAAGGAAAACUUUCAAUUUCCCAAAUCCCUUUGGGAUAAGUACAGCCCCGAGGACCUUCUUGAAGAUUUUGAUCUGGAAACCUUUGUCUACCGGUCUUGCGCGGGAGUCUUACCGUCAUGCCGAUCGUCUGAUCGAUGUCUGGAGUUCCCAUUCCAGAUACCAGUGGGUUCCAACAGCCUGGGGAACUAACCACCACGGCUCCCAGGGGUUCCCAACUCUUCAGAGAUUGGGCUACAUGUGCCUGGGCUUCCUGAGGAGGGAGGCUGACCUCCACAGGGACAAGACCAUAUCAGACAUGGUCAGGUGAGCAAAAAAAAAUUUAAUAUUCAGACAAACUGGAAAAAAAAAACUGUCCUAGGGCUAGGAGGACAGGAAAAGACUGAGGUGUGGAUGCUACUGGGGUCACUAUUAUACUAGGGGAAGGUAUGCUUAAUUGUUUAAUUGAUUGUGUUUCCUGUCCUGAGGGUAAGAGGGAAGAGCUAAACCUAUAUGUUAAAUGCUGCCAUGAUUAGCCAGGAAAUAUAGAUAAAUAUAUUACAUUAAUGAUUAUAUAAGUAUAUAUAGAAUGUAAAUACAUAUAUAUAUAUAUAAAAAGUCUACGUGUGUAUAUAUAAGUAAUCUUUUUGCAUACUUAUGUGAUUUUAUUAAUUAAAAUUUGAUUGACAUACCUGACAACCCAGGCAGAAAGUGCAGAGAAUGUAAUUCGCAAGCACUAUAUUUAACCCUGUAACUUUCCAAGACACCCUAAAACCUGUACAUGGGGGGUAGUGUUUUACUCGGGAGACUUUGCUGAACACAAAUAUUAGUGUUUCAAAAUGGUAAAUUGUAUUGCAAUGAUUAUAUUUUUUGUAAAAGUGACUUUUUUGCAUUUUUCACACAUGAACGGCACUUUUACUGACGCUAUUGUAAUACAUUUUACUGUUUUGAAACACUAAUGUUUGUGUUCAGUGAAGUGUCCCAAGCAUAACAGUACCCCCCCCCAUGUACAGGUUUUAUGGUGUUUUGGAAAGAUAGAGAGUCAAAUAUAAGGCUUGCAUUUCAUUUCUUUCAUAUUGAAAUUUGCCAGUUUGGUAAUGUUGCCUUUGAGACCGUGUGGUAGCCCAAGAAUGAGAAUUGUCCCCAUGAUGCAUACCAUUUGCAAAAGUAGGGAACCCAAGGCAUUGUGAGACUUUGCUGAAUACAAAUAUGUGCAUUUUAUGGUAGUAAAAGCUAACAGUAUUAUGACAUUUACAGCUAAAAUGUUAGACGGAACUACAAUUUUAUUAUUUUUUUAAAUCUUAAUUUCUCGCGUUUAUUUUUUUUUAUUUUAUUCAUCAUAAAUUGUUUUCAGAUAUAAAUAGUUAAUGAGAAAUUAAGGCCCUGUUUCUCCUGAAUGAUGUAUAUAAUAAGUGUGGGUGCACUUAAUAUGAAAGAGGUGAAUUACGGUUGACAUAUAGCGCAAAUUCCAGUUUUUGUUUACAUUUUGUUUUGAUCAGAACGUGUACAAUUGACUCCGUCCUGAAGGGAUUAAAUUAGUUUUGUAACAGUACAAUGAAAAAUACAGAUGGUAACUUUUGAGAACAUACCCCAUUGUAAUGUACUGUUGAUGCUUAUGCUCCGUAGUUUUGUGUAAAAUGUAAUAACUGGCACUCACAAAGGCACUUCAACCAUGAGUCUUCUCUACCUAUUCUGAUCUCCUAUGUUUGCUUCCCACAGUAGGCCACAGAGCAGCUAUCAAGGAAUGACCUUCACAGUCCGACCAGGCACAAGGCAGCCUAUCACCAAUACAUAUCAAGGAGGCUACCUCUGAAGUUCCAGUCAACAUCUGCCUAUAGAGAUCUUCUGAUGUUAUCUAGAGGUAGACAAAAGGUUUCCAGAUCAAAGUAAUCUCUAUGUAGUUACUCAAACGUUGUGUAAAAAUGUAAUUUUUCUUGACUAAAACUAAUGUUCUUGAUAUUGAUUUUUGCUGUGAUACUUUACAGUAUGUCAUAACACGGUAUACAAAGGAAAUGUAAAUAUAAGAUUUAUAAUGUUUGGGUUCAUUACAAAUGGCUGCUAAAUAUUUAAUUGUGUGUCUUCUAUCCUGUAUCUAUACAUUGUUUCAUGUCUAUCAUUCUUUCAGUUUUAAGUGCUUUUUUUUUUUUUCUCUGUACAUUUUGAUAUGCAUUUAUCUGGCAAACAUUUUUUUUUUUUUUUAAAACCUUUUAGUCUUUCAGUUUAACUUUUGGAAAACCUAGAAAAUAGAUUAAUUUUAAAAAAAUAAAAUAAAAAUAAAAUAUUUUAAACGCCUCAACCAAAUAUUUGGAGGAUCAGAACUAGUCAAUAUAACUUAUUUGUUUCAUUUUUACUUUUACUUCUUGUUCAUAACUACUGUAUUUUCUUGCUUAUGUCCAAUUGUUUUAUUAUGCAUAAACUUACUGUAUAUUAAUAUUGUUUUUACAAUAAAAAAGAAAUUAAAAUGCAUUCGAUAAAUAUGAACCAUAAAAAUGCCACUAUGUAUAACUGUUAUUGAAAUGUACAUACUUUGUAGGUGGCUAUCUUGCUGUUGAAGAUAACCCAUAAAAGCACUUUCUGUAUGUAUGUUCAUUUAAAUAUGUAUUUCUUUAAUGGGUACUCUGCCUUGUUAUACAUAGUGUUAUUAGAAACUGUUGUACUAUCUUUUUGUUUUUAUUUUUUGCUUUUUAGUGAGCAUGCUUAUGUAUGUCUAUUUUAAAACAAUAAAAUAUUUUAUGCAUUGUA